Messenger RNA from Pelobates cultripes (western spadefoot toad), 63195 nucleotides. NCBI's taxonomy places the organism in Eukaryota, Metazoa, Chordata, Amphibia, Anura, Pelobatidae. The record is from the annotation of a GenBank genome assembly.
AUGGGUGACGGGGAGAUGGCCUGUUUCGGAGAGGCUGCCCAGUUUCUCCGUAAAUCUGAUAAAGAACGAUUGGAAGCCCAGAAUAGGCCAUUUGAUGCCAAGAACACCUGCUUCGUAGAUGACCAAAAAGAGUUGUACGUGAAAGGUCUAGUCACAGCUCGUGAAGAUGGCAAAAUCACUGUGAAAACUGAUGAUGGAAGGGUAAAUAUAAAAUUCUAUUACUUAUCAUACCAGCUGUUAAUUACGGUUAAUUGUGACCUUAACUGAAAUAUGCCUCUCUUCUUCUAGACUGUAACUGUUAAAGACAGCCAAGUUUAUCCUCAAAAUCCCCCCAAGUAUGACAAAAUUGAAGACAUGGCCAUGAUGACCCAUUUGAAUGAAGCCUCUGUGUUGUAUAACCUCAAAGAACGUUAUGCAGCAUGGAUGAUCUACGUAAGUUGGGGCUCUUUCUCCAUAGAAAGACCAGAUAAACAGUUUAAGUAAAAAGUGUGCACCUCCCCUACUUAAACUAUUUAAGGAAAAUAAUAAAACAAGAGUGACAUAGAACAACUUUAUAUACCAUUUCUUGUGUAUAAGAAAAUCCAUGCCUGGAGUUAGAAAUGUGCCUCCUAAAUGUUCCCCUUACAAUAUAUUAAAAUAAUUAAUCAGCUUUUUAGUAAAAUAUUUACUGACACUUUAUUGUGGAAACAUUCUAACUCUUUACUUGUCCCCUUUACAUAUAAAUUGACGCUAUUUGUUUUGUUGGCCGUUUAGACCUACUCUGGCCUUUUCUGCGUCACUGUGAAUCCCUACAAGUGGCUCCCAGUGUACAACCCUGAGGUGGUUGCUGGUUACAGAGGGAAGAAACGUAUGGAAGCCCCACCUCACAUCUUCUCCAUCUCUGAUAACGCUUAUCAGUUCAUGCUAACAGGUGCCUGGCCAUUUCUUCUGUGUAACAGUCUUAAUUUAUCAACACGUAAUACUAUGAAUGUUCUAUUAAUCCACAUCUCCUGUUUGCAGAUCGUGUCAAUCAGUCUGUCCUGAUUACGUAAGUACUUUGUCAGUAUAUUGUCAUUGUAUCUUUCAAGUUCUAGUCAUUUCUUCAGCUUUUCUAGACGUUCUAUAUUUUAAUCUUCUUUAUCCAUAGUGGAGAAUCUGGUGCCGGAAAGACUGUGAACACAAAACGUGUCAUCCAGUAUUUUGCAACAAUUGCGGCUAUUGGAGAGAAAGGCAAACAAAAGGAGCCAGCUAACAGCUUGAAGGUAAUACAGCUAUUGGGAUUAUUAAUACAUAGUUAAAGAACCGAAAGGCUCAAAGCAUAUCUAAUCUGCUAUACAUUACUCUCUGUCCACUGGUGUCAUGUUAUUGAGAAGUCACUUUCUUGUUAGACAUAUAUUCAUAUAUAAUUAGGUUAAAAACAAGUACAAAACCCUCUGUUAAUCUUCAUUAACAAAUAUUCUGCUGAUCCAGAACAAGAUGCAGAACAUUUUUACUGUAGAUUUAGUACAUCUAUGCAUAAUGCUAUGUGUGGCGAAACCAACCUCGCCACUGUGAACUGGAGAAGCCUGGUUGCUCGCCUGCUCCCUUUGGACUAUGGCCCUGCAGGUUAAACUGUUUAUUUCCCCUGCAGAAAGGCUUAUUUGGGUGAUCUGAGUGCCAUUCAUCUAAUAAUGUGCACUCAGAUCCCAGCUAUCUGGGGAUAUGUGAAAUGUCUGUGUGUUAUGUGUAAAUGUGACUUUAUGUAUUUUAAAGUGUUUUGUGUCUUUUGCAACCAUGUGCUUAAUGGAGUCUUGUGUCUGUCCUGGGAGAUAAUUGAAUUACUUAUCUCCAGGAUAGAAGACUCUGAAACUGGUUUGGGCCAGAAAGCCAUGCUUCAUUUAGUCACAAAGGACUUUCCCUUAACUUUUGAACCCCUGGUCUGAUUCGUGCCAUUUUUUAAUAUGUUGUUCCCCUGAAUGGAUUGAUUGUGAAUAUGUAAUUUUAUGUGAAUGUGAUAUAUGGUUUUAGAGUUAUGAAAGUUGGGUAGAAAGUAUGUUUUAACUGUAUGUGUAAUUGAGUUUCCUCUCAGGAUAAGGGGAGGGAAUAUGUGGGAUGUAACUGAUAUGUGAUUGGUUGUUUUGUAACGCCCUGUGGGCUGUACUAUGUUUGUGGAUUGGGAAUAAAAGAGGCUGUAUGUGACAGUACAGAGAGUUCCUGUUUUAACCCUCAAAGUGAAGUGUCGUCUCAUUAUUGGGGAAGGAUUUAUUGUAUGCUGUUCCAGUUUGACUGCUAGGAGAGUAAACCUAUUCGUAUGGUUCCUAUUCAACUGUCUACAGCAUUCAUAUGCUUGAGAGCAUUCAUAUGCUCCUACGGUUUGGUGGUUUUGGUGUCUGCUGCAGUGCUUGGAGUCCUCAGGAAGUGCUAGGAGCAUCCUUCAACGGAGGUGCCCAGUCGGGGUGCCAGGCGAUCCGUUACACUAUGUUUCUAUCUCCAUGUGUAGGAUAAGAGAUUAAUGUCCAAAUUAUGAAUUUCAUCCAAUUAACUAAUUUUACUCCUGUAUGACAGGGCACUCUGGAAGAUCAAAUCAUUGAGGCUAACCCUCUGCUGGAAGCUUUCGGUAAUGCCAAGACCGUGAGAAAUGACAACUCCUCUCGUUUUGUAAGUUUUUGUUAGGCAAUAGACAUUUUCAUGUUACCAUCUGUAUGUUUCCCCAUUUUGUUACCAAGUUUACUAAACACUCACUGUGGUAUUUAGGGUAAAUUCAUCAGAAUUCAUUUCGGCACCACCGGAAAACUGUCCUCAGCUGAUAUUGAAACAUGUAAGGAAUAUAUUGCAAAUUAAUUUAUCUUUAACUAUUUAUAAAUGGGAUAUAUCAUAUUUCUUAUAUUGGCUUUUAUUUGAACAGAUUUGCUAGAGAAAUCCAGAGUUACCUUCCAGCUGUCUGCUGAAAGAAGCUACCAUAUCUUCUAUCAGAUCAUGACAAACAAGAAACCAGAAAUUGUUGGUAAUUAAACAAAAAAAUUUAAUUCUCCAAAUUCAUAAUUUUAUAACAUGACAGGAGGCUUCAUAUUUGCUUUAGUCUCUCUUUACUAGAACUCCACAGCAGCACAGAAAAACAACCAAUCAGAAAAAGGUUAGGUUCUAUAAAACUCCCCUCCCCAUACAUCAUUUCCUCUUUCUUUGCUGCUCCACAUCAGUACAGGUCUGAGUACCACUGCCUCCUGCUUUUAGUGGGUGGCUGUGGGAUUUUAUUGUUUAUUUACAGUAUUCUGUAAUUGGUUUAUUUGGGGAUUUACUGUUUUCUGUAUGUUUUUAUGCUUUCCCCUGAUUACUUCAUUAGAUAUAUUGUGUGUGGAUUUGUGGGGGAGGGAGGGAGGGAGGUCUUUGUGGGCCUUCUGUUGCUUGCCUAUCCCUUGGGAUUUCCCCCUAUUUAUUUCCCCUGUCUAAAUUCCCCUCCUGUCUUUAUUUCUUAUCUGCCCUUUUUUUUUUUUUUGGGCUGUGUUGUAUAUCGCUUGGGGGUUUCAAGAGGCUGACUGUUGGGCUGCAUCCUCCGAUCCCCCCGAGCUCCGGGACUGCAAAGUACGUCUCCAGCGGUCCCGUGUGAUUUUUACUGGUCUCUGGGAUACUCACGAUCUAACACAUAUACCCGAUGGACGGAUCCAUCUCCCACGUGGCCGCCUUGCCGCGGCCGGCUCCUUCAGCGGACCGAGUGCGUCCGACCAGGUGGAGGAGGGUGCACUUGCUCGUGCCCCUCCAACCUCCCCCGUCUGUGGAGGUCUGACUACGCAGUUUUUUCCCCCCCGCUGGGAGUCAGGCUCUACUCCAAGAAUUCUGGACUUAGUGGCAGCCUGAGAGGGCUCUCUCAGCCUGCAUCUGGGUUUCUGUCUACUGGACACCAUAGGUUUCCUUCCAGUGUUGCUCUCUGACACCCUCCCUAAUGUUUUGGAGUGCUUGAUGCAUGCUAUAUAGACUGGGUUGCACUGGGAUCUCUACAGCUUGCAUAUACCUGUAGUUGGUUGCUGGGCAUUAGGGGACUGCCAGCUGUUUAAAGUUUUAUACUCACAUUAUUACACUGCCAAGAAGGCUUUUGUGUAUUGGGGUUGUUGUCACCAAGAUGCCCUAAGGAUUUGUAAAUAUAUAUGGGGACUCUACUCACACACAUUGGUCCCUUGCUGCUGUCUUAAUACAUUGGCCUGCUCUGUCUUUGCCCCUUUGAUUGGCCUGCUCUGACUGUGCCCUAUUGAUAGGCCGACUUUUGUCUGUGCCAAGAGCCCCCUUUUGGCCGCAGGCCUGGGGGAAUAUUACUGGGGAGAGCCUCCGUACCCCCUAUAGACACAAAGAUAUGUGUGUCCAUAUAAGCACUGCUACCAUGCUAUCUGGGGUGACACCUGCCAUCUGUCUCUAGGGUCUCGCUACGGUUAAGACAACAACCGCUAUGGACGCCCCUACCCAGGAAAGCCUACAGGCAAUGAUUAAUGCAGCUGUGGCCGCCUCUGUUGAAAAAGCGGUGUUACGAGCCCUCCCACUGGUGCCUCAAGAUAGGGGCACAACAGAGACUCCGCUCGCGCAAGUAGAGUCAGACUCUGACUCACCAGAAAGAGGCCAGACGCGUGCACUUAAGCGUUAUUGGAAGGGUGAAGGCCCUGAGCCUUGUGCCCUGAAGGGCAAGGACCCGCAAAACUUCACCAGCCCGGCAGAGGCAUAUCUCAGAGAAGAGUUUUCUUAUGAAAAACAUACAGUGACCAGUGCUCAGACACCAACGGGGGAGCACAGGAAUUUUUUGGCCUUUAGCUGCUAAUCCUUUAUCUGCAAAUCCUGUACUCUUUUUUAUAUCUAGGUAGUUAUAUCUACGUCAUGUAUAGUUCUUGGUUAUAUAUGUUGGGUUUACCUGUUUUUUGCUUUUCCUGUUCAUUAUAUUGCCUUCCCUCUGAGGUACAUAUUUUUACUUUAUCUGAACUUUUUAAUUUUAGUCCUGUCGUUUCUUUAUUUCGUGUCCUCCGGUUUUUCUUCUCGCUCGGGACGUUGAGAGGCCUGACUUGGCCUCCUCCGACUUCCCAGGCUCUUGUGAAUCGCGGAAAACGUCUCCAGCAUUUCCUCAGCCUAUCUGUGGCCAUCGUGGAUUCCGCGCACUUGCGCAGGAUCCCAGCUUCCAUUUGUAGGUUCCAUAUUUUUUUCUAGCUAUUGCAGUUUCUCAGCCUGACUCCAUUAUUAGACUCAUGGGCAUGGCCCUAGGCUGAAUUGUUACUCCGACUACUAUCAGUAUUGUUUAUUCCCAGUUUGAGUCCACCUCUCAUAUGACUGAUACUGAGAGUGAUUUCAGUAUCAGGCUAAUAUUAUUAAGGGGUGAGCCCCUCGCAUAUAGUCAGUCUGAGAUGAGCCCGAGGCGUAUGAUAAUUUACAUGAUUAGAGGGUGACCCCCUCUCAUAUACUGAACCUGACACUACUUUUAUUAUUAAAGGGCACGACCCUCCCAUAACAUCAGCCCGAUGCCGAUAUUGAUGCCAAUUGCAUGAUUUGAGGGUGACCCACUCUCAUAUAAGGAGCCAGACACUGAUAUAGGCACUGAUUUUAUUAUUAGCGGGUACGGCCCUCUCAUACUAUCAGCCUGAUGCUGAUACGGAUACCGAUUUACAUUAUUAGAGAGUGCGGCUCUCUCAUAUGCUCAACCCGCUUCUGAGCUCCCCUCGUGCACAGCCCAAUAUGACUACUUAUACUAUUCCCAUCAGUUUACCGGUUGCGUUGCAGUUUAUUACAGUACUGGAUUCUGUUUCCUUUCUUGGAGGGCGAACCCGUCUCUUGACACUACUCGACAUGGUUAUUUCUCCUACUACCGUCGACCUUUGUUCAUCUUACAGGCUUAUGCCAGUACAGGGCACCAAUGUCUUCUUAGAGGGGCGUCCCUCCUACAUUCAUCUCAAUAUGGAGGUCUGUGCCACAUACCGUGUUUUGACGCUGAUGCUACAGCUCUUGCAAUAAGGGCUAUGGCUACCUCACCAGAAUGUCUAGGAAGCACUGCUUCAUAGCGACUGGGUAAGAGGAGAGAACCCCUCCAUUAGAUCUAACGACUGGGCUACUAAUUAUUUUCUUUAUAUAGAUGCUACCUGAUUGGGCAUGGUAUUGCCUGUUUAAACUGGCUUUCACUGUUACAACUCCUAUAAUUUGUCUGCUGGAUCUGUGACACUGUAUCCCGGGAUAUACUCAUUGAGGUAUUACUGGGGGAGAUCCCCCCACCUUAUUUACACGUUUCCCUGAUGCCUUAUUGGACAGGGUAUGGGCUGUUUUGAACUGGUCCAUCUGCUGUCACUUUUCGCAAUUGGAAGGUCCAUUUGGAGAUUGCUCUAGUUAUCUCCCGGAAUAGGUACCAGUGAAACAAACAUCGUUGGAUUUGUUGGCUGAGCGUUAAAACAGCAAAUACGAGGCCUCCUGUCAUGUUAUAAAAUUGUAGAUUAUUCUAGCUUUAGUGUACCUAUAAUCUUAAUUUUAUUAAUGACAGAAGGCAAAUAUUUCCCUCCCAUUCUUAUCUCUCCCUUGUAUAACUUUAAUAGUUUGGGUUAAUCAGGUACGUAUGCAACUCUGCUUGUUGUCUCUGCUACCUGUCACUUGUGCUUGUGUCCAUUUCCAAAGUAACAGUUGGGAGCUCUGUACAUUAUGGUAUUUCUGGUUGUUACACUGGGUGCCUGCAUGUUUUGUUCAGAGUACAUUUCAUUGGCUAACCAACCUUUGCAAUUCUGUUUUUUCUCGUCUCAGUUUACAGUCAGUCAAUGCUAUCUGGUUGUCAGUUCUUCUCGGAUGGUGGACGUCGUUGUAUUCAUUGUAUCUAGGACUAGUUUUUCUCCAUUAUUUUUUCUAUUUUUUUGUCGCAGCUUGAAAGAGGAAAUUAUGUGUAGGGAGGGGAAUUUUAUAGUACCUUACUUUUUUCUGAUUGAUGUUAAUGUGCUGCUGUGGAGUUCUAGUAAAGAAAGACUUAAGCAAAUAUUCGCCUCCUAUCAUUAAUAAAAUUAAGAUUUUAGGUACACUAAAGCUAGCAUAAUCUACAAUUAUAUUGACAGGAUAUAACUGAGAUGAAAAGGUAUAAAUCAGACAUUUAAGACUAUUACUUCCAUGUGUAAUGUUUUAUUUUUACCAAUAUAUCUUUUUCUCUAGAAACACUUCUGGUCACAACCAACCCAUACGACUUUCCUUCCAUCAGCCAGGGUGAGAUUGUUGUGAAGAGUAUUGAUGAUGAAGAGGAAUUGUUGGCCACUGAUGUAAGUGCUGAAGUUAUGAAGAAGAGCAUCAACAUUGCAACUUCUGUUCUGAAUACUGGUUUUUAAUUUCAAACUUCCUUUCUCAUCCUACAGAAUGCCAUUGAUGUCCUGGGUUUCACCGCAGAAGAAAAGAUUGGUAUCUACAAACUUACAGGAGCUGUCAUGCACCAUGGCAACCUGAAGUUCAAGCAAAAGCAGAGAGAGGAGCAGGCUGAGCCCGACGGCACUGAAGGUUUGUCUUAGUGUUCAAUGAAAAAAUCUCAGUACAACUGCUACGCAUAUAAAUUAGAAACCUAAUCUCUGCUUAACAUGGAUAAAACUUGUGUCCAAUAUCAGAGGCGGCUCUCUAAUUAGGCUAUUUAGGCGGCCGGCUAAGGUCUUGCAGUGACUGGGGCCUCGCGGCUGCAUAAAUUGCCUUGGGGCAGACUAAUGUGUGAGGACCGACACUAGGAGAGGCUCCGGCGGCUUGCCCUGUAUGACGCCGGGUGCGGGGCCCACUACGCGCAGUCUGCCCAUGGCAGAGAGCCAGCCUACACUAUGUAGCUCUGCCGGGUGCAGAGCUGCAAGACCGUGAAAUGUCUCCCAAUCUCCGCCAAUCAGAGCGUUGCCACGGGUUACCAUGGCAAUGCUCUGACUGGAGCUCACGAGAUACUUAACACAUGGUCUGCUGCUCUGCACACGGCGGAGCUGCAGACCGGAGAGACAGCCCAUCGGACCACCACGGAGAGCUGCCACAGACCAGCAGGGAGCCAUCACCCGCAAAAAAAGGUAUUUAAAGGUGUCACACCCCCUCCUCCACACCACUGUCACCCCCCAAUAUGUGGGGAAAAAAUUUGACUGUUUUGUUAUCUGUAACAUUUGACAAUUUUUUUUUUUUUUUACUAUGGUUGUUAGUGGGGGCCUCUUGCUUGAGUUUCGCUUAAGGCCUCUCAAAGUCUAGAGCCUCCUCUGUCCAAUAUAUGCAUGCAAUUAUUUCUCUUUUUAACCUGUAGUUGCUGAUAAAAUCGCAUAUUUGAUGGGUUUGAACUCUGCCGAUUUGCUGAAAGCUCUGUGCUACCCAAGAGUAAAGGUCGGCAAUGAAUAUGUCACCAAAGGACAGACUGUCGCACAGGUAAUUAUGUCUCCCGUGUUCUGUCGAUUAUUGUUAAGGUGUCUGCAGUUCUGUGCAGAGGCUCACGCUAUGUCUGUUCCAUUCAGUGUAACAACGCAGUUGGUGCCCUGUGCAAGUCAGUGUAUGAAAAGCUGUUCUUGUGGAUGGUCAUACGUAUCAACCAACAGUUGGACACUAAGCAACCAAGACAGUUCUUCAUUGGUGUGUUGGAUAUCGCUGGUUUUGAAAUCUUUGAUGUAAGUGAACAUUUAUUUAAAACUUUGUCAACUAUAUUUUUAUAACUUAAAACCAAGUACAUUUUAUUUAACCCCCUUUUAUCGUCUACAGUUCAACAGCUUGGAGCAGCUCUGCAUCAACUUCACCAAUGAGAAGCUGCAGCAGUUCUUCAACCACCACAUGUUCGUCCUGGAACAGGAAGAAUACAAGAAGGAAGGCAUUGAUUGGGAGUUCAUUGACUUUGGUAUGGAUCUGGCUGCCUGCAUUGAACUCAUUGAGAAGGUGGGUUCCAAAAAUGAAUCCAGGGAAGUUGUGCUGUGGAAACACAGGUUAACAAUGUAUGAAAUUCUCACUGAUAUGUACAUUUUCAGCCCAUGGGCAUCUUCUCAAUCCUUGAAGAGGAGUGCAUGUUCCCCAAGGCCACUGACACAUCCUUCAAGAACAAACUGUAUGAACAGCAUCUUGGCAAGUGCAAGAACUUUGAGAAGCCCAAGCCUGCCAAAGGAAAGGCUGAAGCUCACUUCUCUCUGGUCCACUAUGCUGGUACUGUGGACUACAAUAUCAGUGGCUGGCUGGACAAGAACAAGGACCCACUGAACGAUUCUGUUGUUCAGCUUUACCAGAAGUCUUCAAUGAAACUGUUGUCCUUACUCUACUCCAGCUAUGCAGCUACUGAUGGUGGGUUUGAAAAAUGUAUCAUGCAAUAUUAGUGACUGCUUCCACAUUAUCGUGUAUUAGUUUAACACAUAGCUCCCAUUAUCCUUAAAUAACAGAUGGUGCAAAGAGUGGAAAGAAGAAGAAGGGUGGCUCCUUCCAGACUGUGUCUGCUUUGUUCAGGGUAUGUACAUUUUAUAUUGUUUACUUUACACAAAUCUGGACAUUUAUAAGUAUUCUUUUUCGUAACAAAUGUAGGUUUACUUCUACCCCAGUCUAAGCAUCAGACGUCACACUGAAUUACAUAUUUUCUAUAUCUGUUUCAGGAAAAUCUGAACAAGCUGAUGAGCACCUUGAGAAGCACUCACCCACACUUUGUGCGUUGUUUGAUUCCUAAUGAGUCCAAAACUCCUGGUAAAUUUCUAUUCUGAAUAUAUUUAUUUAAUAAGUUACAUAACUGAAAAGAGACUUGCGUCCGUCAAGUUCAGCCUUCCUCACAUUUGUUUUUUGCUUUUGAUCCAAAAGAAGGCAAAAAAAAAAAAAACAGUUUGAAGCACCUCCAAUUUUGCAAAAAACUAGGAAAAAAAAUUCCUUCUAGACCCCAGAAUGGCAGUCAGAUUAAUCCUUGGAUCAAGCAGCUAUUACCCUACAUUGAAAAAUUAUAUCCUUGAAUAUUCUGUUUUUGCAAGUAUGCAUCUAGUUGCUGUUUGAACAUCUGUAUGGACUCUGCUAAAACCACUUCUUCAGGCAGAGAAUUCCACAUUCUUAUUGUUUUUACAGUAAAAAACAAAAACCUUUUCUUUGCCUUAGACGAAAUCUUCUUUCUUCCAGUCUAAACAAUAAGGAAACAGUGUAUUUCACUGUUGGGAUGUUGUCCACUUUAAACCAUGAUCAAUUUUUCACUCCAUCAGGUAUCAUGGAAAACCAUCUGAUCAUCCACCAGUUGAGAUGUAACGGUGUGUUGGAGGGUAUCAGAAUUUGCAGGAAAGGAUUCCCCAGCAGAAUUAUCUAUGCUGACUUCAAACAACGGUAUAUUUUAUGUAUUACUUUAAAUAAAUUGAUAGAUUAAAUGAAUAAGUAUUUGUUUUACACGUAUGUGCGAAAAAACAAACAUUGUUUUUAUAAAAUUAUACAUUUGCCCUGAAUUUAAACCCCAAAUUGUUUUUUAACUUUUAUGAAGUUACAAAGUGUUGAAUGCCAGCGUUAUUCCAGACGGGCAGUUUGUUGACAGCAAGAAGGCUUCUGAGAAACUUCUGGGCUCCAUUGAUGUUGAUCACACUCAGUACAAAUUUGGCCACACCAAGGUAUGAAGACACUGGAACAUUACAUAAUAACUUAUACAUAUUGAUGUUUUAGAGAAUACUAUAAUUGUUUUCUCUCCUAUGCAGGUGUUCUUCAAAGCUGGUCUUCUGGGUACCCUGGAAGAGAUGAGAGAUGAAAAGUUGGCACAACUUAUUACUCGCACUCAAGCUCUUUGCAGAGGUUUCUUGAUGAGAACCGAGUUCAAGAAGAUGAUUGAGAGACGGUAACAUUUAUGUAAUAUUCUCAUAAAAGUGUUAAUGAAGAACUUUGUGUUAGAAUAAAUACUUAUUUUCUGUAAAUCAUUUACACAGGGAAGCAAUCUACAUCAUCCAGUACAAUCUCAGGUCAUUCAUGAAUGUCAAACACUGGCCUUGGAUGAAACUGUACUUCAAGAUCAAACCUCUCCUGCAGAGUGCUGAGACUGAGAAAGAGAUGGCAAACAUGAAGGAAGAGUUUGAGAAGACCAAGGAAGCCUUGGCAAAGUCAGAAGCCAAGAAGAAAGAACUAGAAGAGAAAAUGGUUUCCCUACUUCAGGAGAAGAAUGAUUUGCUCCUGCAAGUUCAGUCGGUAAGAACAUGCAAAUGUAAACAGAGUAUAUCUAAACAAAGUCAACUGAAAAUAUUUUAAAAAUACAUUAUAUUUACAAUACAGGAAGGUGAGACUCUGGCUGAUGCAGAGGAAAGAUGUGAAAGCCUCAUCAAGAACAAAAUCCAACUGGAAUCUAAAAUCAAGGAGAUCACAGAGAGACUUGAAGAUGAAGAGGAAAGUAAUGCUGAACUUACAGCUAAGAAGAGGAAACUGGAGGAUGAAUGCUCUGAGCUGAAGAAAGAUAUUGAUGAUUUGGAGCUUACAUUGGCCAAAGUAGAAAAGGAAAAACAUGCUACAGAAAACAAGGUGCGAAGACUAAUGAGGAUAACCCUUUUGUUACCUAAUGCUUAAAGAUUGCAUUAUGUAUUUUGAAUCACAAUUUCUGCUUUACGUUUAGGUUAAAAACCUCACUGAGGAACUUGCAGCCCUUGAUGAGAAUGUGUCCAAAGUUAGCAAGGAGAAGAAAGCCCUUCAAGAGGCUCACCAACAAACACUUGAUGAUCUGCAAGCUGAAGAGGACAAAGUCAACAGUUUGACAAAAGCCAAGACUAAGCUAGAACAGCAAGUAGAUGACGUAAGUAUGUGUAGAAAUGGUACUUGCAUCAUGAUGUUCUUAAAAUUGUCUCGCUAUAGUCUUGUACCCAUUGUAAUAUAACAUGAUUUCUCUCUCUUUAUAGCUUGAAGGAUCUCUAGAACAAGAAAAGAAACUCCGUCUUGACCUGGAGAGAGCCAAGAGGAAGCUUGAGGGUGAUCUGAAGCUGUCCCAGGAAACAGUCAUGGAUCUUGAAAAUGACAAACAACAAACUGAUGAAAAACUCAAGAAGUUUGUCUUUAUUGCUAAUGUUUGUUUUUCUUUUCUGUCAAGACCUAUUUGUCUAGAGUUGUUUAACAAAAGCUAUAUCAUUUUCUGCUAACACACAGGAAGGACUUUGAAAUUAGCCAGCUUCAAUCAAAGAUAGAAGAUGAGCAAUCCUUGGGAUCUCAGUUGCAGAAGAAGAUCAAGGAACUUCAGGUAUGUUUGUGCAAGUCAGUUUCGUAAUGUUAUGAGCUACAUUGUGUUUUCCCUACAACAUUUACUUCUGGUGUUCUAGGCUCGUAUUGAAGAACUUGAGGAGGAAAUUGAAGCAGAACGUGCAGCUCGUGCCAAGGUUGAGAAACAGAGAGCUGAUCUCUCCAGAGAGCUUGAAGAGAUCAGUGAGAGACUUGAAGAGGCCGGAGGUGCUACCUCUGCUCAAAUUGAGCUGAACAAGAAGCGUGAAGCUGAGUUCCAGAAACUGAGACGUGACUUGGAGGAAGCUACCCUUCAGAAUGAAGCUACUUCCUCUUCUCUGCGCAAGAAGCAUGCUGACAGUGUUGCUGAACUUGGGGAACAAAUUGAUAACCUACAACGUGUUAAGCAGAAGCUGGAGAAAGAGAAGAGUGAGCUGAAAAUGGAGAUUGAUGAUCUUGCCAGCAAUCUUGAGAAUGUCUCUAAAUCAAAGGUAAGAACAUUUAGUUCAGUUAGUCAGGAACACUUUUUUUUUAUUGAUCUAUAAUUGUGUGAGCUAAAAUAUUAGUAAUUAUCCUUCUAGGCCAACCUUGAAAAAGUUAAUCGUGUGCUUGAAGACCAACUCAGUGAAGUGAAGGCAAAGGAUGAUGAACAUCAACGUCUUCUCAAUGACCUAACUACCCAAAGGGCUCGCUUCCAAACUGAGAAUGGUAUGUAGAAAAAUAAAUGGAAGGAUAUUGAAUCAUUUUGAAGCAAACCAAACCUAAAUGAGUUGAUCCAAGGGAAUUGCGAAAUAUAAACCAACAUAGCUGACAUGGAAACAUGUCUUAAUCCAACAAUAUUUUGACAGCUUGGCUAUUUGAACCUGAACUUUUCCAUAGGCUUUCAUUUCAGCUCAACUCACAUUUUUCAAGGAAUAAAAAAAUAUUUACCACAAACAUAUGUAAAAGGAUGGUGUUAUAACUCUAUAAUGCACACAGGUGAUGUAUAUGAAUAUGAGAAAAAAAUAACAACCUGACAAUCAGGAUAAUACAAAUACAGCCAGGUGAUAACAUCUAAAAGAAAGAGGGAAUGUAUAUAGUGAAGUAAGAUAGGUGAAAGGAUCAGAGGGGGCAGGGAGGUAGAAAACUCACAAGCUGGACAAGGGUAGAAGGCUUCUCUCCCACAUAUGGUUAUAUUCCAAGAGGCUGAUAUCUUCACUUUUCAGCUCCUCAGAUAUGUAUGGAAAAAUAAGAAAUAACAAAUAGUGCAAUGCUAUAAAUAAAAAGAAGAUUUUAAUUUAAAGUUUCACUUACAAGCAUAAAAGAAAGAUAGGCUCAUCGCCACUCCAAGUUGACCACAGGAGCACCUCCCAAUUUAGUACUCUUCUUAAGAAAAUAAGAUGCAAGUAGCAAUAAAAUAAUAAAAUCAAUAAUACAGCAUUAAAAAAAAGUCCAAAGAGUAGCAGAAAUCCAACACGUUUCAUCCAAAAGAACUUCCCCAGGAACGUGCAGUUCUCCAUCUUUGUCCAAGUUUAAAUAGGGGCUUAAUGAAGAUUCACGGCUGAAUCCAAUAUGCAUUCCACUGUGGAGCAAUAUCCUGAUAUCCAGUUUCCCAGUACGGCGUACGUUCCACUGUGGAACGCAUAUCCUGAAUUUUUUUCUAGUUCCUCUUGCUAAGCCAUUAUGAUACUUCUGCCUGACAAUAUGAAUGUAGAAUCGGUGCCCACACACAAAAUCAGUGUCGCUCCAAAAACAUACCCACCAGAAACAAGUGUCCAUCCAAACGAUUCCUAAAGGCUAAAAGUAUCUAUAUGUACAAGAAAGGAAUCUCUAUGGUGGGAUGUUUAUAAGAAUAGGGAAAAAAAACAAAAAAAAACACAAAAUAAUGAAAAAUAUUAGAAUCAACUAAAUAUAAACUAGAAAAAGGCUAAGUGAUAACAUACAAUAUAACAAAAAAAUUACAAAAUAAAAAAUAAAUAUAUGUACACACAAAAAAAGGAAAUUUUAAGAAAAAUUACACAUAUACACAUACAUGUGUAUAUCCUAAAUAUUGUUUUGAUCUCUCUUUAUACAGGAUAUUUUACAAAGGUCAACGAAAAUAGAAGAUAGAAUUUAAAUGAAAAAAGAAGAUUUCAAAGUUUAUAUAAUUUGUACCUUUACAAAACUAACAAACCGCAGGUUACUUAGAAACAUAACAUUUGUUAAUACCAGAAACCUCUGAAGUUCUCUUUUUUUGUAAAUUCAAUGAAUAAGUUUCACAGGCAGAAUCAAUAAAUGGUGUACAUGGGUAUAAGUAAUUGCCUGAUGUAACACUACACAUAGCAAAACUAGAAAAAAAAGACAGGAAGGAGAAAAUGAAGAUAAGUAGAGGACAAAAGUCGAGAAAUUGGCUAAAGAAGACGAGGGGAAGCUAUAAAUCAUAUAUUUUAGUAGAAAAAAGUUUUGUAGGUAUCAUGAAAUGCAGCAGUUAUUUUAUUAAUUCCCUAGUUGAUUUUGCAGAUAAAUGUGGACAUACUGGAGUGUUUACUAUCUGGCAACAGUUCAGCUAUGGCUCUUUCACUUGCCAAUGCAAUUUUAGCUGCCCAUUUAUUUUUGGCUUUUGGGAGUGGGUCCUGAGGUUUAGAGAGGAGUAAAGACCAAGGACCAUGAAAAAAGAGUUUAGACAGAACAUGAGAGAUAAUACAGCGGAUCAAAAAGGCUGAGGGUAUGUGCCCUGCUUGCCACAACCAAUCCAACAGAGAUCAGUAAGUUUUUAAUGCAUUUUAAUAAGUCUGUUGUAGUGAGGUCAGCGUGGUAAAGUUUUGUAAGCCUGUUGCGGGUGUGCAAUGCAUAUAGUUAAGGAAACUGUAUUUCCCAAAUAUCAAAACCUUCGAAACUCAAAAGAACUACCUUGAAAUUUCCACCAGAAACUGUUUUAACUAAGACAAAUAUGGGUUUUGAAGGUGAGAAGGUCAACCUGUUUCAAAGUAGGUAGCCAGGGCUUCCUAUUGUCAAGUCACAUUAAAUAGUUAUUUAGUUCAGUACAUUGCUACAUACAACAUGCUUAAUGAUGUUUGCAAAGCUUUGCAUUAAUUUUUGGUUCACUCUAGGUGAGCUCGCUCGCCAGCUUGAAGAGAGGGAAUCUCUGGUUUCACAGCUCUCAAGAGGAAAGCAAGGCUUCACACAACAAGUGGAGGAACUCAAGAGACAACUUGAGGAGGAAUCAAAGGUAAAGCAAGGACUUCUUAAUAUGAAUGUAUUCCAAAUUCUUGAUUAUUUCUGGAGGGCAUCAGAUCAACAGUCUAUAAAGAUGUCACCUGAUAUGUAACAUUAAUUUUCAAACCUUCCCUUCUGUCAUUUCAUUGAAUACAUAUUUCCCCACUUUUUCAGGCUAAGAAUGCCCUGGCUCACGCACUCCAAUCAUCCCGUCAUGACAAUGACUUGCUCCGUGAGCAAUAUGAGGAGGAACAAGAAUCCAAGGCUGAGCUUCAGCGCUCUUUGUCCAAAUCAAAUGGUGAAGUUGCUCAAUGGAGGACCAAAUAUGAAACUGAUGCCAUUCAGCGCACAGAGGAACUGGAAGAGGCCAAGUAUGUUUCCACUAAAUAAACACAAUAUAAAUAAUGUUAUAGUGCUUUGAAUAAGGUCCUUAAAUUCUACCAUCAAUGUACGUACAGAAAGAAGCUUGCCCAGCGCUUGCAGGAUGCUGAGGAACAAGUAGAGGCUGUGAACUCUAAAUGUGCCUCCCUGGAAAAGACCAAGCAGAGGCUACAAUCUGAGGUGGAGGACCUGAUGGUGGAUGUUGAGAGAGCCAACAGUGCAGCAGCUGCUCUAGACAAGAAGCAGAGGAACUUCGACAAGGUAGAUAUUGAAAACAAAUUUCCUAACCACAAAAAAAAAAAGAAAUCUACAAUAUCAACACAUUAUCAUUCUGUAUUAAUAUAAUAGGUCCUGGUAGAAUGGAAACAGAAAUACGAAGAGGGUCAAGCUGAGCUGGAGGCUGCUCAGAAAGAAUCCCGUGGCCUGAGCACCGAUAUCUUCAAGCUGAAGAAUGCUUAUGAAGAGGCCUUGGAACAAGUUGAGACCUUGAAACGUGAAAACAAGAACUUGCAACGUAGGUUUAUCUAUAUUACAUUGGUUACAGGAUACAUUGCUAACUUCACAAUAAUUCUUCAACUUAAUUUAAGCAUAUUUUCUAGUAUUCGCAUUAGUAUAGUCAUGCAGAUGGCAACUAAACAACACAUACACAAAACGUGGAACUGUGGUAAGGACCAUUUCUGCAAAUGACUGAACUAUGUUGACAUUAUAACAUUUUAUGUAUGAAAUGGGACCUUUAUGUCUCAUAGUCUCCUAAAUCUCUUUCUAUUGUAUUUUCCUCCUUCUGUAGUACUUAUUCCACAACAGAUCCCAAUUUCCCAUAUAUUAAUACUGCUGAAUUUCUGCAGAACUUACAAUAAACUUAAAUACCAGUCACUGUGGAGCAAAAUCUAAAUAAAUAUUUGAUCAUUACUUUUCUAGAGGAGAUCUCAGAUCUCACUGAACAGAUCGGUGAAACUGGUAAAUCCAUUAAUGAACUGGAGAAGGCUAAGAAGCAAGUUGAGCAGGAAAAGAGUGACCUACAGGCUGCCCUGGAGGAAGCAGAGGUAUGUGCCUGAAAUAAAUUAAUAAAAUAUCUGCAACCAAUAGUGCCAUGUGAAGGGAUACUUUUAAACAACCAAUGAUACAUAUAUAUUUCUAAUAGGGAUCUUUGGAACAUGAAGAAGCCAAGAUCCUCCGUGUUCAGCUGGAAUUAAACCAGAUAAAAUCUGAGGUGGACAGGAAAAUUGCAGAGAAGGAUGAAGAGAUUGAACAGCUGAAGAGGAACUCCCAGAGAGCUGUUGAUACCCUGCAAAGCACACUGGACUCUGAAAUCAGAAGCAGGAAUGAUGCCCUGAGACUAAAGAAGAAGAUGGAAGGAGACUUGAAUGAACUUGAAAUCCAGCUCAGCCAUGCGAACCGCCAGGCUGCAGAGGCACAGAAGCAGCUCCGCAAUGUGCAGGCCCAAUUUAAGGUAUUUCAGGAGUACCAUGCAGAAAAAUAUUUAUAUUUAUUAUUUUUACACUAAUGUUAGAGCCAUUGGUUCUUAAAAUGUGUUGUAUAGAAUAUUGUCCAUUAUAGGCAAGAGCUUGAACACAUAUUUUGCCAUUUCUUUAAAAGGAUACCCAGCUUCACCUGGAUGAUGCAGUAAGAGGACAGGAAGAUCUGAAGGAACAGGUGGCCGUGAUUGAACGCAGAACCAACCUGCUGCAGGCUGAACUUGAAGAGAACAGGUCUGCUCUGGAGCAGACAGAGAGAUCUCGUAAGGCUGCAGAACAAGAGCUCCUGGAUGCAAGUGAACGCGUCCAGCUUCUGCACUCACAGGUAAAAUAAAUACAAUGGAAACAAAUUAAAUGUGCAUUGACAGAAUGUGCCUAAUUAGAUGGAAUAAUUAACAUACUAUAUUCUUCUCCACUUCAGAACACCAGCCUCAUCAACACCAAGAAGAAGCUUGAGUCUGACAUUGCUCAACUCCAGAGCGAAGCUGAGGAAGCUGUCCAAGAAUCAAGAAAUGCUGAGGAGAAAGCCAAGAAGGCUAUCACCGAUGUAUGUUUGUCCUACGUUUUCACAUUAUGAGCAGAUUGUUUCUUUGAUUUUUUUUGAGGGGUGGGGUUUGUUGUUAUUCACGGUCUUCUUGAAUUUUUUCCAAAGGCUGCUCUUAUGGCAGAGGAACUGAAGAAGGAGCAGGACACCAGCUCUCACUUAGAGAGAAUGAAAAAGAACCUUGAGCAAUCCGUGAAGGAUCUGCAGCAUCGUCUGGAUGAAGCUGAGCAGCUAGCACUGAAAGGUGGCAAGAAGCAACUUCAGAAGCUUGAGUCCAGAGUACGUACACAUCACUGGGUUGUGGUGAAUGAGGUUGCAUUUUAAAGUUGCAAAAUAAUAAUCUGUACUCUGCUGAUGUGAUCUCCAGGUUCGAGAACUAGAGAACGAACUGGAUAAUGAACAGAAGCGUGGAGUUGAGGCAAUUAAAGGUGUGCGCAAAUAUGAGAGGAGAGUGAAGGAGCUAUCUUACCAGGUAAAGAAUUAUUCUUCUGUGUAUUAAAAUGACAUAUUGAUAUAUUACUUUAAAAACAAUAAUACUUACAAAAAAUAAUGCCAUGAUCUCUAGUAAACUCCGUAAAACUGUUUUUCUUCCUUUAGACUGAAGAAGACAGGAAAAAUGUCCUGAGAUUGCAGGAUCUGGUGGACAAACUGCAGCUGAAAGUAAAGGCCUACAAGAGACAAGCUGAGGAAUCUGUAAGUAUAAACCCAGUGAAUUCUUGUUUGUAGUCAGCCAAAGUCUAAUUAGAAUACCCUGUUUCCCCUAAGUAGUUGUCAUCUUUUUGUGUAUAUGUAUAAAUACCAGAGUAUCAUUGCAUAAUGCAAUAUUUUGUUAUUUUGGCUAUAUAUAUAUAUACACACAUACACCAGAAUAUUUAUAUACACUUUAAUUAUUCUUCAUUCAUUCUUGUGUCUCAGGAGGAACAAGCCAACGCUCACUUGGGUCGGUUCAGGAAGGUCCAGCAUGAGCUAGAGGAAGCCGAGGAGAGAGCAGACAUUGCUGAGUCUCAAGUGAACAAGCUCAGAGCUAAGAGCCGUGAUGUUGGCAAGGUAUAACAAAAUUCUACAAUUUUUCUAUCAUGUUCAGUCUACGUUUAGUUAUUGUUUUUCACUCUAAAUUCCCUUAGAGAAGUAGUAUUCUCUAUCACGCUUUCAAAUUUGAUAGAUUUAUUUGAUAGAAACCUAACCUCAACAUCUGAGGAAAGGGAUUUAGGGGUGAUUAUUUCUGAUGACUUAAAGGUAGGCAGACACAGUGUAAUAGAGCAGCAGGAAAUGCUAGCAGAAUGCUUGGUUGUAUAUGGAGAGGUGUUAGCAGUAAAAAGAUGGAAGUGCUCAUGCCAUUGUACAGAACACUGGUGAGACCUCACUUGGAGUAUUGUACACAGUACUGGAGACUGUAUAUUCAGAAGGAUAUUGAAGGAAUUCAGAGAAGGGCUUCUAAACUGGUUCAUGGAUUGCAGGAUAAAACUUACCAAGAAAGUUUAAAGGAACUUAACAUGUAUAGCUUGGAGGAAAGACGAGACAGGGGGGAUAUGAUAGAAACAUUUAAAUACAUAAAGGGAAUCAACACAGUAAAGGAGGAGACUAUAUUUAAAAGAAGAAAAACUACCACAACAAGAGGACAGAGUCUUAAAUUAGAGGGACAAAGGUUUAAAAAUAAUAUCAGGAAGUAUUACUUUACCGAGAGGGUAGUGGAUGCAUGGAAUAGCCUUCCAGCUGAGUGGUAGAGGUUAACACAGUGUAAAGGAGUUUAAGCAUGCGUGGGAUAGGCAUAAGGCUAUCCUAACUAUAAGAUAAGGCUAGGGACUAAUGAAAGUAUUUAGAAAAUUGGGCAGACUAGAUGGGCCAAAUGGUUCUGCCGUCACAUUCUAUGUUUCUAUGUUUCUAAUAAAGGGUGACACAACCUUGCAUUAUAGCUGCAGAUGGUUUAAUUUAAUUUAAUCUUUAUCUCAUUCGUCUUACAGAAAGAAGGGCAGGAGUGAAGAAGUUUGAAUGACUGAAGAGGGAGAAACUUGCAAAAUGUGAAUUUCUUUCUUCUUUCUUUUCUUUUAGCACCCCUAUUUUACCCUAAAUAAAUUAUAUAUUUGCAUAUUUAAAUACAUUUUCAUGUUACUUGUUAGAGGAAGCUGAGGGAACAUCCUAUAAGGAAAGGAGGAGCAAACAUGGGUGGUAGAAUUGAGGUAGCAAAAUUUUGAAACUAUCUGCUUUUGCAGAAAGAAAUCAGAGUGCAGAUCUGGAUCAGGAGAAAGAAGGAAUGGAAAGGAAAAUUAUAGUGCCUGGUAGGAAUUAAAGUCCUAAUAAGCAAACCUGCAAAAAGGACAAGGUUCAGCUUCUAAGCCCUGAAGACCAAGCAAAAGCACUUCUGUAAGAGUUGCCAGCCUAGGUACACCCCUUACCGACUAGGAGUCUGACCCAACUCUCUCCCGCGGUCCACUGCAUACAUAAGGCCUAGCCACGGUUCAGCCUCUUAUCCCUCAAGGCCCAGCAAAUGCCAGCUUGGGUACGUCCUUCAGCGGCCAGGGGUCUGACCCAUCUGUCUCCCUCACGGGAAAAAAGUCGUCCACUGGAUACGUGAGGCCAAGCCGGGGCUAGGCCUUUUUUUCCCUGAAGACCCAGUAAACUGCACUUCCAUAAGGUGACUACCUGGGUAUGCCUAUUUUAUGUAUACCACCAUAUUCGGGGUCUGUUUUAAAAAUGUCUCCCACCGGUGAUGACAAAUUGCAUAUGGUGUACAGAACCAAUUACAUUAUUUGUCAAACCCAUGCACACAAUGAGUCCAACCUCUUUCAGUACAAAAACAUAAGCAAAUCACAACAGUCCUGGUACAUUAUCCAUCAUGAAGGGGUUAAGGAUGAAAAGAAAAAAAACAAUACAGGUCAUAGAUCUACAGAGUAAUUGAAUGCGUUCCACAGCUAUACCUUAGCCAGGAACACCUAUGAUUGUGCGCUCGCCCUAGAAGAAAAUCGAAGUACUCCUAUGAACCACCUAUUUUAGAAGCAAUUUACCACUGAUAAACAUACAAUGGUUGAACACCCAGGGGUUAAAGUAUAAGAGCAAUAAGUUUACUCCAGCAAGAAAGAGUCUUCUCUUCUGGGUGCAAGACUUAAACACCAGAAUUUCUAAUCCUUAAUCCUGUUUGAACAAGACAUGCUAGAGUGGUCAAGAAAUAAAAGGUUCCAUAAUAUGUGGUGAUGCAUAUUGUACGGUACACAAGAGGUAGAAGGAACAGCAUACAACCGCCAAGAAUAGAAUCAAAGUGCACAUAUAUCCAAGUAAUGCAUAAUAAAAUACCGUAGCAAGAGAGAUUUUGAACAAUUAGAAAAUAUUCUCUCUUAAUGCAAAAUGAUAAAAUGCCCCAAAUCACAAAGUCCAUAGAAAUAAAAAUAUGAAUAUCAAUACACACAGAGCAUAGUGUGAUAUUAAUUACAUAUGUGUUUCAGGUAUAGCAAAGAAGACACUACAAGCUUAUAGUAUGAGGAACCAUGUUAGGCUAUAGAUGUACAUCCAGGUGAGAGGUAAACAGGAAACCGGAAGUAUAAGGCAAUACAGUUCCACCAUAAGCAAACAGCAUAACUCCAAACAUUUCCCUUUAUUUACAAUCAAUCCAAACGUUGCAACAAUUAACCUAGAACAGAUACUGAACAGUUUUAAUCAUAACAUAUUAUGCUACUGGUAAGUGCGCUACAGAUUGAGCCUAUCUGGUGGUCUUCAGACUCUACUACUACACAAGGUGUGUGUCCCGGGUGCACUGAUUGUGCUGUUUACAUCACAAUUCAGUUAUUAUUUUUCUCUCUUUUUUUAUUCUUUUCUUUCGGUUUUAGUACUUUAGCAGAACAUCUUGGGACAAGAUGGCAGGUUUCCUGUCCAAUAGGAAUACUAAUUAGUGGUGCAUAGAUGCCGACACAGUAUUCUCUGAUCAAGAACUAAGAAAUGUCACUCAAAACACGGACAUUGCCUCCUCCUUUAAUACUCUUACGAAAUUAUUCAGAAAACAAAUUAGAGCAGGUUAACAGGAGGCCUCUCUUAAAAAUUAUCUUUAAAAAGACCUCAUCCCCAGGGGAUUGAGAGUCCAGAAUAUCCUUGCAUCACAAAUAGGAGAACACGAACUUACAAAAGAAUGGGAGGAAGUGGUAGCGCGAUGUUCAAAAAGAUUUAUAGAGAUAUUGUGUAAAUAUGAGAAAAUAGAUUUAAAAAAUGUAAAUAAGGACAUUGAUGAUCAUAUAGACAGUAGAUUUGAGGCAUUGGAAAUUAAACUUAAAAACAAUCUUGACAAAUCUCAAAAUAGCAUCAAUAUAUGUAAACAUAAUAGGUUCCUAAGGGACAUCUAGGACUUUAAGUUGGGUAAUGUGUAUGAAACAAAUUAAUAGGGACUGUAGGGUAGACUCUGAUUAUGUAUCUACCUCAGAAUAUGAGAGUAGUGGAUCAGAGUCAGGAACAAACAAAAAAACGCUCCCUCUACUUCUACUGAUAUGAAUCCUAAAAGUAUCUUCAAAAAAGGGGUAUCUUUUUUAGCGAGAAGAAACAUGGACAAUCCUACCCCUCCAUGGACACAGAGCCAAUCAAGACUCCAGUACGACACAGGAUAUUUUAACCUCCUAGAACUUUCAGGUACUCAAUCUCCCCCAACAUUUACUUUUCCCAUGAGAACUACAGCUACUGCAUAGAGGCUUGUUCUUCAUCUCAGUACCAGAAUUUGAUUCGUUCUGCUGGACGAAGAACAUCCAUCUCUUUGUUAGGAAAUUAGCCCAUAAAUUAAAGGAGAAAAAAAACAAAAAACUUAAUCCUAUAGAACAAUGACCGGGCCCUUUUGGAUACAUUGGUUGACUUACUGACUACCAAGGAAAGAUUGGGAAAACAACCAAACUCCACUUAACACACUUAGAAAGAAAAAUGAACUGGUUCAUGAGGACUGAAAUGCAUCCCUAUUUGAUGAGCAAAUCAGGUGCAUAGGAACCUUUGAUGCAGGGUGGUACAUGGUAAAGGAUAUUAAAGAGAUAUUAUGGCCCGUAGUGCAUCAGGACAAACAUCUACAUCCAGUCCUAACCCUAAGGUGUCAAUUACUGACAGAAGUGGCAGAAAUCUUAGACAUCUUGGUCCCUAGCCACAAAAAUAGAAAAAAAUAUGGGCAGCACAAACAAUUUCCAAUGUGCACACCAAGUGCUACAAAAAGAUUUAUUUACAAGGACAUAUAAUGCAAGUGUUUCGGGUUAUUCCUUUUAUCAAUGGAUGGUCCCUAGCCAUCUAUCAUCCCUAAAAUCUACCAAUAAUUGACUUAGAUCCCCUGCGAUAGGCACAUAUCAAUGUGGAAAAUGCAAAGCAUGUAAAUUCAUCCUCAGUCAAAAGCAUUUACAAAUUCAGACGACAGUGAAUCGAUUACCACCAAGUCCUUUUUCAACUGUACAACCUGAUUAGGAUAUCUCCUUAUGUGUAGCUGUUCCAUGAAAUACGUGGGCAAGACGAUUCGCCCUUCAAACAAAGGAUCUUGGAACUUGUCAAUUCAGCAAAAUCUUCACGUAACAUAGACACAACGAUCGCUAGACACCGGAAAUCUUGCCACAGGGGAUCAUUGGAUAAUAGCCAUUUUUCAGGCAUUGACAGUGUCGCCUUGGGCCCAAGAAAGGAUAACCUGGACAGGAAACUAUGCCAGAGAGAGAGCUAUUGGAUCUUCAAAUUGAAAACUCUGUCACCAAAUGGUCUCAAUUAAGGAUUUUCAUUUACCCCAUUCAUUACAGAAUAAUUCCUUUAAUCGCUCUAUAAUAGAUGUGUUUUAAUACAUAGGAUGAAACAUGUUUAUUAUUAUUCAUAAUUUCUGUUUAAAUUUGAACCAAAGAAUAAUUAUUUUCAUUUUUCCCUCCUCCCCCUCCUUUUUGCAAUCAUUUAGACACACUAAUGUGUUUGUUUGCAGGGAUUUUGGAUUUCCCUGGGUCAAGAGUUUAGGCAAUCUAUCCCUUUGCCUACUUUUUUUUCCCUGGUCUUACACUAUUCACUUUUCACUGUAGGUAUAAAUUUACACAACUGCCAGAAUUGGAAUUAUUCAUCCUUUUGGAUAAGAUAGCAAUUAGAACCCUUUUUGGGUUUAACGAUAAUUCUAGCCACAAGUAUUGAGGGAUAUUAUUGAUACAGUUUAAGGGGCUGUGUCCAUCUAUUCAUACCUAAUUGUUAAUCGUGGAUAGUCGUAGGGGAACGAAGAACGAGCUCGCCAUCAUUUUUAGGAACUAGGUGGCAUACGUACUCCUGUAGUAUGUCACCGCAGACGUCUGAUUACUCCUCAGGGAGGCACUACAAAAGGGGGCACAGUUGAAGGGGCAAAAAAAAUGCCCAUAGUGAGGUAACCUUUAGACCAGGAGAGGAAGAGCUUAGUGGGCGGUGAUCGAUGAGAGGAGGAGUCUCAAGCCGAUCGUCAGGCCCCCAAUAGAAAUGAUUGAUGUCCACAAGAUAAGACACAGUACUUUUAUGGGGGUCUCAUUCAGUAGUACCCUCGUCCCUGACUAAGGUGCAUCUCUACAAGCACCAAAAUGCACGUUUGGCUAGUUGGGCUAAGGCUGGUUUAGUGAGCACAAACUGGCAGUACAUAGUGUACUUUGGGAUCAAUGUAAGCCCGUAAAUAUUAUUUUGGGCUGAUCUCAAUCACAAAAGAGCCAGUUGGAUUACAAAUUACCUAAACCUGUAGCAUAGUUAAUUUAAUGAGAGUUGGGAGGUAUUUUCACAGUAAAUGUCAUACUAUUAACAGGAUAGUGCAGGGGUAGGCAACCUACGGCACUAUUGCCAUGCACGGCACUCGAGGUGCCUUUGCACGGCACUCAAGGCUGCUAGAGCCAAACAGGCUCUGGCCUAUCAGGAGUCCCAGUAAAACUUCAGAUAUCUGCUAAUACGAAUAGAUGGUGAAGGACAAUCCUCAAUUUAUGCAUUGCAGCACGUAGAGGAAGUGAUCUCAGAGCACUUCAUUCCAGCACUUGUGAAUGGGAAUCCACACAGUAGUAGAGCAGCUCGCAGUUGUUGUUGCAGCUCCGGUCCUUGAUCUGUAUCUGGCCAACAUGGUCCCCACUGGAACCCAGGGAAGCCACCCACACUGCUAGAUAUACACAGAAAUGCAGAAAGACCCUCCCCUCAUACAAAUAAUACGGACAGCCCACAUACAAACAUACACACAAUCCGCACAAACUGAACACCAUUGACAAUCCACAUACACGCACACAACCCCACAUGCAGCCUCUCACAUGCAAUACCCCAAACAGCCCACACACACUACCAAACACAUAAUGUGACAUGUCCAUCCACACACACAAUUCCACAAGCAGCCCUCAAACAGCCCACAUUCAUAUGUAUUAUACACGAUACCACAAUCUACUCAUGAACAUAUUGUGGCGAAACCAACCUCGCCACUGUGAACUGGAGAAGCCUGGUUGCUCGCCUGCUCCCUUUGGACUAUGGCCCUGCAGGUUAAACUGUUUAUUUCCCCUGCAGAAAGGCUUAUUUGUGUGAUCUGAGUGCCAUUCAUCUAAUAAUGUGCACUCAGAUCCCAGCUAUCUGGGGAUAUGUGAAAUGUCUGUGUGUUAUGUGUAAAUGUGACUUUAUGUAUUUUAAAGUGUUUUGUGUCUUUUUGCAACCAUGUGCUUAAUGGAGUCUUGUGUCUGUCCUGGGAGAUAAUUGAAUUACUUAUCUCCAGGAUAGAAGACUCUGAAACUGGUUUGGGCCAGAAAGCCAUGCUUCAUUUAGUCACAAAGGACUUUUUACUAACUUUUGAACCCCUUGUCUGAUUUGUGCCAUUUUUGAAUAUGUUGUUCCCCUGAAUGGAUUGAUUGUGAAUAUGUAAUUUUAUGUGAAUGUGAUGUAUGGUUUUGGAGUUAUGAAAGUUGGGUAGAAAGUAUGUUUUAACUGUAUGUAUAAUUGAGUUUCCUCUCAGGAUAAGGGGAGGGAAUAUGUGGGAUGUAACUGUGAUGUGAUUGGUUGUUUUGUAACGCCCUGUGGGCUGUACUAUGUUUGUGGAUUGGGAAUAAAAGAGACUGUAUGUGACAGUACAGAGAGUUCCUGUUUUAACCCUCAAAGUGAAGUGUCGUCUCAUUAUUGGGGAAAGGAUUUAUUGUAUGCUGUUCCAGUUUGACUGCUAGGAGAGUAAACCUAUUCGUAUGGUUCCUAUUCAACUGUCUACAGCAUUCAUAUGCUUGAGAGGAUUCAUAUGCUUCUCCGGUUCGGUGGUUGUGGUGUCUGCUGCAGUGCUUGGAGUCCUCAGGAAGCGCUAGGAGCAUCCUUUAACGGAGGUACCCAGUCGGGGUGCCAGGUGAUCCGUUACAUUGGUGGCAAGCGGUGGGAUGGCGUCCUAGUGCGAGGUAAAGCAGCUCAGAGACACAGUUCGUUUGGAUUUACAAAUUGAGGGCAACGCUAGCACACGUGCAGCGACCCUGGGAGCAGAGGUAUCCAGCGACUUGGAGCAGACAAGUAUGGAAGGCUCUGGCGAUGAUUGGAUGGCCGAGGUGAGGCAGCGAGUGGCCCAGUAUGGGGAUGAUUUACCCAUGGAGGUACGCCGGGUGAUCUGGAACCAGGUCACGGCCGAGCGAAACACAAGGCUGGCCCGAGAAUUCCGGCUGGCGAAAGAGAGAGAGUAUGCUCAGCGGAAGGAGUGUUACAGCAGCCGAGUAGAGGCUGCAUCCGAGGAGGCUAGCCGUCUCCCCCUGAGGCAGCCGCAGGAACCCGAAGUAGGGGUCCUCAUAGACUGGUCCUGUGAGGAACCACAACAGGCAUGUGGAGAUGGGACCGCCCCAGAUCCCCAGCAGCAGCCGGAGUUGCCAGGUGCGGAAGCAGGUGGUCCUUACUCGCAAAUGUUGAGGGACCUCACAGACUGGUCCUGGGCAGACCCACAGAUGGCAGGUGGAGAUGGGACGGCGGUCUCUCAACCGGCCCUACAGGGAUGCUGGGCGGUCGGCCCAGAUCUCCAGCGGCAGUAUGUACCACAGGGAGCUGAAGGUGCAGUCCUUCCUCCCCAGCGGCAGUGUGCACCCCAGGGAGCUGAAGGUGCAGUCCUUCCUCCCCAGCGGCAGUGUGUACCCCAGGGAGCUGAAGGUGCGGUCCUUCCUCCCCAGCGGCAGUGUGUACCCCAGGGAGCUGAAGGUGCCGUCCUUCCUCCCCAGCGGCAGAGUGUCCUGCAGGGAGCUGAAGGUGCCGUCCUUCCUCCCCAGCGGCAGAGUGUCCUGCAGGGAGCAGAGACUGUCAGUCUCGCACCCCAACCACAGGACAAAAUAAUGAAAGGGGAGACAGCUGGUCCCCCUCUCCACCAGCAGAGAGAGUGUCAGGGAGAGGAGCCUGAUACCCCUUCUCCCCAGCGGCAGUUUACAGUUCAGAGAGAGGAGCUUGUUACACCCUCUCUCCAGCGGCAGCCUAACCCAGCAAGGGGAGAUGUUACACCCCCCAACAGUGCAGAUGGGACUGUAGUCUCUGCACUUACAGCACAAGGGGUAGGGACAGUCGGUCCUGUUCCCCAGCCACAGAGCGGUGUAUCCAGAGGGGAGACAGUUGGUCUCUCCCUCCCACAACCAGGCUCCCACCAGGCUACUUCCGUGGUAGCACUGGCAUCAGGGCAGAGUACCGCUGGUCUCUGCCCACUCAGCAACCCACCAAGGCAGCCUAACAGUUGCCCACACAGUCGUGGUGAGGCACCUGGACAUGGACAAAGUUCUCCUCUACCCAGGUGUAGUAACCAGUUAUUGUGGGUGGGCUGUACUGCUGUUUCUGUUUUGUGGGUGGGUUGCUGGACUAACCAGGGCACUGACCGGCAGGAGGUCAGAUACCCUGUUAGUCUAGUUGGUAAAGGGGAGAAGUGUGGCGAAACCAACCUCGCCACUGUGAACUGGAGAAGCCUGGUUGCUCGCCUGCUCCCUUUGGACUAUGGCCCUGCAGGUUAAACUGUUUAUUUCCCCUGCAGAAAGGCUUAUUUGUGUGAUCUGAGUGCCAUUCAUCUAAUAAUGUGCACUCAGAUCCCAGCUAUCUGGGGAUAUGUGAAAUGUCUGUGUGUUAUGUGUAAAAUGUGACUUUAUGUAUUUUAAAGUGUUUUGUGUCUUUUUGCAACCAUGUGCUUAAUGGAGUCUUGUGUCUGUCCUGGGAGAUAAUUGAAUUACUUAUCUCCAGGAUAGAAGACUCUGAAACUGGUUUGGGCCAGAAAGCCAUGCUUCAUUUAGUCACAAAGGACUUUUUACUAACUUUUGAACCCCUUGUCUGAUUUGUGCCAUUUUUGAAUAUGUUGUUCCCCUGAAUGGAUUGAUUGUGAAUAUGUAAUUUUAUGUGAAUGUGAUGUAUGGUUUUGGAGUUAUGAAAGUUGGGUAGAAAGUAUGUUUUAACUGUAUGUAUAAUUGAGUUUCCUCUCAGGAUAAGGGGAGGGAAUAUGUGGGAUGUAACUGUGAUGUGAUUGGUUGUUUUGUAACGCCCUGUGGGCUGUACUAUGUUUGUGGAUUGGGAAUAAAAGAGACUGUAUGUGACAGUACAGGGAGUUCCUGUUUUAACCCUCAAAGUGAAGUGUCGUCUCAUUAUUGGGGGAAGGAUUUAUUGUAUGCUGUUCCAGUUUGACUGCUAGGAGAGUAAACCUAUUCGUAUGGUUCCUAUUCAACUGUCUACAGCAUUCAUAUGCUUGAGAGCAUUCAUAUGCUCCUACGGUUCGGUGGUUUUGGUGUCUGCUGCAGUGCUUGGAGUCCUCAGGAAGUUUAGGAGCAUCCUUCAACGGAGGUACCAGACGGGUGCCAGGCCAUCCGCUACACAUAUACAAUAUAAUAGCUCGUAUACGCACAAAUACAACGAUACAAAGCAAUUACAGUGUAAAUAACACAAGCAGAAUACGGCAGCAUACACACUUCAAUUUAAAAAAAUAAAUAAAAAAUAGGACCGGCACGCUACAGGACAUCACAAUCCUAUAUCGGCACAGUGCUGCUAAAAGGUUGCCUACCCCUGGGAUAGUGUAUCACUGUUUAGCACAUUGAUUUCUCUCUGUCUCUGUAUGAUAGACUUAGAAACUUUCUCUGAAUAUCGCUUGAUUUACAAUAGAUGGGUGAAGAGAUUAAUAAUACUAAUUUAGUGUAUUAGAUGUAAGCUAUCCAAAUAUUGAAUCCAGGUAUUUGGCUCAUGAAUUGUGGAGACCAUAUUGCCAUAUUAUUUUUAACACUUUUUGGAUACACUUCGUCUAAAUACACACUGAUACCUCUACUCUAUAUCUAUUGUAAUGCAUAGCUGUUUGGAACCUUGGCCUGUAUUAAUACAGCCGUAUGUUCAGGUUCCAUCUAGUGAUUGCAAUAUUGUAUGAUAGACUUCUAUCAUACUACAGUAUAUUGUUUAACAUUGCAGCACUAAGGGCAAAAGGGACACUGUAUCCAGACCACUUCAAUGAGCUGUAAUGGUCUUGGUGUCUACAGUGUCCCUUUAAAGUUAAAGUGACAAACCAUUUAUUUCCUCUGGCCGCACAGAGCGGAUAAAUUCACUGCUGUAUAUCACUUCUGCGGUGUGUGUGGCUCUUCCUCAUAUGCAGAUGUGUUCUCCAUGGCGUAUAACUUUUCAAUUGAUGGCUGUCUUUUACUUGACAAACAUACGUUAGCAAAAUGAUUUGUCCCCCCACAAGACUUCCCAUAAGCAGGACGCUGCUCUUUAAUUCUUUGAUGCACAGUCCCACAAUCUUUGCACGCUGUAUGGUCUGCAGCAUUUGUGCUAAUCUGGCAGUGUUAUUCCUGUUUGCUAAUGUGUUGUCGCUGCACUGCAAUGUUUAUGCUGUCGGUCUGCUGUCUGUCCUGUUCCAUAACUUCCAUACGUCUGUCAGUGUGCUCUGCUGUACGGCACAUUUCAAUGGCUGUGUUUAAAGUUAAUUCAUGUUAUCUUAAGAGACGCCUGCGUGAGCUCUUACUAGCUACACCGGGAACAAUAUGGUCCCUUAUUAGUUCAUCCCUCAGAGAACCAUAUUCACAUUUUGCAGCUUUUUCUCUCAAGCGUGUAACAAAGUUAUCAAGAGAUUCUCCCCCUUCUUGUUUGCAGCAGCUAAACACAUACCGUUCACAUAUGACAUUUUCAGCAGAUUUGAAGAAAACUUCCGAUGCGUCUAAAAUGUUUGCAACAUUCUCUUACUGCUUGAGGUUCACAUUGUGCCUACAAACAGGUCUGCACUCACUGCCCAUGACUCUUCUCAGAGUAUCUGCCUGCCCUGCUGCAGAUUUCUCCUUCGACCCUAUAGCCAGGGAAUAAUGUUCAAAUUCAGCUCAAAAAGUUUACUAAAGGCAGUAACCCCCAAACCUGUGAUGUACCCCAAAGCUCAGUACUGAUUGUAGUCACUUCUGACACCAUGUUUCAGUUAUAGCAAUGAAGACACUACAGGCUAUUAGUGUAGGGAACCAUGUUAGGCUAUAGAACUACAUCCAGGUCAGAGGCAACAGGAAACAAAGUAUAAGGCAAUACAGUAUUAUUCUGAGUGUUACAGUAUUUGCUAAAUUAUUCCAAACAAUAUGUGCAGCAAGUGUUAACAAAUCAACGCCAGACUUUAACACAGUGAUAUGAAGUAUAUUAAGAUACACAGCCUGUGUUCAGCAUUACAUUUCACUCAUUGUUCACAAUACAUUAUUUAUUUAUAAAAUUAUUUACCAGGAAAGAUACAUAGUUACAUAGCUGAAAAGAGACUUGCGUCCAUCAAGUUCAGCCUUCCUCAGAAAUGUUGUUGCUGUUGAUCCAAAAGAAGGCAAAAAACCUGGUCUGAAGCACUUCCAAUUUUGCCCCAAACUAGGAAAAAAUUCCUUCUUGACCGCAAAAUAGCAGUCAGAUGUAUCCUUGGAUCAAGCAGCUAUUACCCCACUAAUUAGAAAUUAUAUCCCUGUAUGUUAUGUUUUUGUAAGUAUUUAUCCAAUUUCAGUUUAAACAUCUGUAUGGACUCUGACAAAACCACCUCUUCAGGCAGAGAAUUCCAUAUCCUUAUUGUUCUUACUGUAAAAAAACCUUUUCUUUGCCUUAGAUGAAAUCUCCUUUCUUCCAGCCUAAAUGUGUGACCUCGUGUCCUAUGUAUAACCCUGUUUAUGAAUAGAUUUCCAGAUAAAGGUUUGUACUGGCCCCGAAUAUAUUUGUAUAAAGUUAUCAUAUCCCCUCUCAGGCGCCGUUUUUCCAAACUAAACAGAUUUAAUUUUUUUAACCUUUCUUCAUAACUAAAAUGCUCCAUUCCGUUUAUCAAUUUUGUAGCUCGUCUCUGGACCCUCUCCAGUGCCAUGAUAUCCUUCUUUAGAACAGGCGCCCAAAAUUGCACAGCAUAUUCAAGGUGUGGUCUUACCAGCGAUUUAUAAAGAGGCAAAAUUAUAUUUUCAUCCCGAGAAUUUAUGCCCCUAUUUAUACAUGACAAAAUCUUACUGGCCUUAGCAACUGCAGAUUGACAUUGCAUAUUGCUGCCUAAUUUGUUGUCUAUAACAAUUCCCAAAUCCUUCUCGUGUGUGGUUAUCCCUAAUUCACUACCAUUUAGUGUGUAAGUUGCUUGUGCAUUCUUAACCCCGAAGUGCAUAACUUUGCAUUUCUCUAUGUUAAAUUUCAUCUGCCAUUUUAGUGCCCAGUCCCCCAAUCUAUCCAAAUCUCUCUGCAGCAAAGCAAUAUCCUGCUCACAUUUUAUUACUUUACAAAGUUUUGUGUCAUCUGCAAACACUGAUACAUGGCUUUCAAUGCCUAUUUCAAGAUCAUUUAUAAAUAUGUUAAAUAGAAGUGGUCCCAAAACAGAACCCUGAGGGACACCACUUACCACUUUUGUCCAGCCUGAAAAUUUACCAUUAAUUACAACUCGUUGUACUCUGUCCUUAAGCCAAUGUUCUACCCAAGAACAGGAAUAUUCAUCUAGACCAAUUUCUUUUAGUUUGAAGACUAACCUAUUGUGAGGAACCGUAUCAAAUGCCUUGGCAAAGUCCAAGUAGAUCACAUCCACUGCAACACCCUGAUCUAUACUUCUACUUACUUCUUCGUAGAAUGCAAUUAGGUUAGUUUGACAUGACCUAUGUUUCAUAAAACCAUGCUGAUUAUUGCUAAUAACAAAGUUCUUCCCAAUGAAUUCCUGAAUAUUAUCCCUUAAAAGCCCUUCAAAUAUUUUCCCAGUUACAGAAGUUAAGCUCACAGGUCUAUAAUUUCCAGGCAGGAUUUUGAACCCUUUUUAAAUAUAGGAACAACAUCUGCCUUCCUCCAAUCCUCCGGUACAACACCUGAAACAAAAGAAUCUUGAAAAAUUAAAUACAGAGGUUCACUUAUUUCCCCACUUAGCUCCUUAAGUACUCGUGGGUGAAUACAGUCAGGCCCCGGAGCUUUAUUUACAUUAAUUUUCUUUAAUAGCUGUAGCACCUUGUCUCGAGUUAUCCAAUCACAAGUUAUUUGCAAGUUUUUUGCAGCAAACAUUUGCAUAUCUCUUACCAUAGGAUCCUCAUUAAUAUAUACUGAAGAAAAAUAGUUAUUUAAAAUUUCUGCUUUUUCCUGGUCUUCAUUAGCUAAUAAACCCAACUCUGUUUCAAGUGUACCUACACUUUCAUUUUUUGUUUUUUUAGAAUUGAUGUACUUGAAAAAAUUUUUUGGGGUUGGUUUUGCAUUCUUUAGCUAUCAAUUUCUCAUUUUCUAGUUUAGCCACUUUAAUUGCCUUUUUGCAAGUGUUAUUGGCUUCCUUAUAUCUUAAAUAGGAUGCCUUUGAUUUGUCUGAUUUAAAUGCUUUAAAUGCCCUUUUCUUAUUUUUAAUCUCUUGUUUUACUUCUCUACUAAGCCACAUUGGUUUUAAUUUGUUUCUUUUAUAUUUAUUACCCAAUGGUACGUACUGAGAAAUGUACAUUUCUAAUAUAUGUUUGAAUAGUUUCCAUUUAUCCUCAGUGUUUUUAUCACUAAGGAGUUUAUGCCAGUCGAUAUGUUGUAGAGCUGCCCUAAUCUUAUUGAAAUUUGGCUUUUUUUAAAUUAUAUGUUUUAGUAUACCCCACCUGCUUUUGCUUUUUUGAGUUUAUUUCAAAAUUUACCAUAUUGUGAUCACUAUUUCCCAAAUGCUCCCCUACUUGAAUGUUGGUUAAAAGAUCAACAUUGUUUGUUAUGACAAGAUCCAGACAAGCAUCCUGUCUAGUUGGUGCUUGUACCAGUUGUGACAUAAAGGUGUCAUUUAACACAUUCAAAAACCUGAUUCCCUUUGCUGAAGUACUAGUCCCUCUUUCCCAAUUUAUGUCUGGAUAAUUAAAAUCUCCAAUAAUUAACGUGUUACCUCGAUUUGCAGCUUUCUCAAUUUGCUCUAACAGCUGUUCUUCCUCAUUAAUAUUUACAUUAGGUGGUUUAUAACAUAUCCCAACCAAUAAUUGAUUUCCCUUUGUUUUCCCCAAGCAGAUAUCUACCCAUAAAGCCUCCACCUUUUCCUCGUCACACUCCACAUGCCUAAGAUUUGACUUUAACUCACGGUUGACAUAUAAACAUACCCCACCACCCUUCUUGUUUUUCCUAUCCUUCCUAAAUAACGUGUACCCAUUUAAAUUAACUGCCCAGUCAUGUGUCUCAUCCCACCAUGUUUCUGUUAUGCCUAUUAUAUCAUAUUGUUUAUGGUAUGCUAUUGCCUCUAGUUCCCCCAUUUUGUUAUAUAGGCUCCUUGCAUUAGUAAGCAUACAUUUAAUAUUAUCAUGAGUCUUUUGUACUUUUUGUGAAUUAUCAAUAUUACAUACCUCCUCUGUUCUGAGUUUUCCCCUCCCCCCAUCUCCACCCCCUUUGUUCUGAGCUAAAGCCCAUCUCUUUUCCAUCCUAUCUCCAUUUUCUAGAUUGCUUUGACCCUCCCCCCCUACCACUAGUUUAAAAUCUCCUCCAACCUUCUAGCCAUCCUAUCCCCCAGCACAGCAGACCCUCUUCCGUUUAGGUGCAAUCCAUCAUGACUAUACAGGUUGUACCCAAGCGCAAAAUCGGCCCAGUGCUCUAAAAACCCAAAACCCUCUUUCCUGCACCAAGACUUUAGCCACGCAUUGACCUCUCUAAUCUCCCGCUGCCUUUCUGCUGUAGCGCGCGGCACAGGUAAUAUUUCUGAAAAAAUUACCUUGGAGGUCCUUUUCUUUAGCUUACUUCCUAGUUCCCUGAACUCAUUCUUUAGGACCUUCCAUUUUCCUCUGACUUUGUCAUUGGUACCAAUAUGGACCAUGACAGCUGGGUCAUCUCCAGCCCCUCCCAAUAAUCCCUCCACUCUGUCGGCAACAUGCCGGACCCGAGCACCCGGGAGACAGCAAACUGUCCGGUUGAGUCGAUCAGAGUGGCAGAUUACCCUAUCUACUCUCUUAAUAAUAGAGUCCCCUACCACCACAACCUGUCUAGCCUUCCUUACCCUCUCAACCCCACCCGUACUAGAGGGGCUGUUUCCACGGCUGUUAGCAGGAACAGCUUCCUGCAGUACAGCUACUCCUGAGCUGAUGCUCCCAACAUCUUCACUCAAACGGGCAAAUCUGUUAGGCUGCAUGAGAUCAGGACUAGCUAAACCUUUUCUCUUCCCCCCCCCCUGCUUAACACAAAAUUAUUAACACAUUAUUCCCAAACCCUCAAGCUGUGCGGCUGCAGUCAGAAUAAUUAAAUUCCUUUAAUACAGAUAUUUAUCAACAAAUAAGCACCUAUAAUCAGUUUGAAUCAAGUUACAUAUAUAUAUAUAUAUAUAUAUUGGAUCUGCAAGAAUUUACCCUGAUAACCGGGUGAGGCUUGCUAACUGCAAUACAAACUGCAAAGGCUUUCUUGUCUGUCAAGUAAAGUCUCAAAAUAAAGGUAGGUAUGUACAGGAUUUAUACUGGAUACACAUAGAGAUAAUCUAAUGAGAAUCACCAACAAAGAUUAUAUUAUAAAAGAAAAAACUAUCACCAACUAUUUCCGUCCAAGGAUGGAAACUUGGGAACAUACCAAUCGAUUUGCUCCCCUAUAUCAGAACUCACCCACGAAAAGAGUGAGAACAGAGGAUUAGUUACAUCAUCCCAGGUUGUCUAUCCUUUGGAACAAAGGGAAAUAGAUAGAGGUAUUUUCAAUUUAACUAAUAUCCCCCUGACAGAUGAUGAGAUUAAUUUACUGUCUAAAGGAAUGAAGUUUGCUCCUAGUAAUACCUCUAAUGAUUUUAAUCUUUUCAUAGAUUUAAAGAAAUUUAUUCGCUCAUUAACUAUCAAAAGACAUUUUCUCUUAAACCCACCACCUUCGGAUGACACCUUGAAUGUUUCAACCACCCCUUCUAAUUACAAUUUUCAACGUAAAUCACAUUUUUUUCCUAUACAAAGCAAAGGCCCUUUUUUAGAGACAUUUGAACAUAUGGUGAAUCAAACUUUCCAGUCUUUUAGUAUAAGGGAUAAGAAAAGAUCACAAACCUCUAAUUUUACCAAAAGAGAGGAAGAAACCUUAAAAAAUUUAAUGGAUCGUGAUGAUCUAAUAAUUAGGGAGGCUGAUAAGGGUGGUGGCAUCGUUUUGAUGACCACCUCCUAUUACCUAGAAGAAUCCGCCAAUAUAUUGGGGGACAAAAAUACUUACACAAUUCUAGUUAAUGACCCAACGUCACGUUUUAAUAUGGAACUUGGGAUCCUUCUAGAUCAAGCAUAUAAUAAUGGGAUUAUUACUCAAAAAAAUUUAGAUUUUUUAUUUCAAAAAAACCCUGUUAUACCGAUUUUUUAUUUCCUCCCUAAAACACACAAAUGCCUUCCUAAUCCACCAGGGCGUCCUAUUAUUAGCGGUGUAAAUUCACUAACAGCUAACCUAUCCGCCUAUGUUGAUUCUUUUUUGCAGAAAUAUGCGCAGUUAGCGCCUUCCUAUGUGCGUGAUACGAAAUCUUUUUUACACGAGCUGGAGUGUAUUGAAUGGAAAUCGGAAUACAGUUGGGCCACACUAGAUGUGACCUCUCUGUAUACUGUGAUCAGCCAUCACUUAGGGUUGGAGUCCAUUGAUUAUUACAUGUCUAGAGAUAAUACAUUAUCUGUAGGUCAUAGGGAGUUUAUUUUUUCUUCAGUUCAAUUUAUUUUAGAUCACAAUUAUUUUUUCUUUAAUGGUGAUUAUUACUUACAAACCACUGGGACAGCCAUGGGUACCAGGUUCGCCCCCAGCUAUGCCAACACCUACAUGAGAAGAUGGGAAGAACUUUUUGUGUGGUCUGGGCAUGGCUGGAGGGAGAGCCUGGUCCUAUGGCGGCGGUAUAUUGAUGAUGUUAUUAUUAUUUGGAAGGGGUCUUCGGUUGCUUUUCAGGAGUUUGUUCGAUACCUUAAUUGCAACCAGUACAACCUGGUUUUUACUCCAGUAUGGAAUAAAUAUGAAAUCCAUUUUUUGGACCUGGUCCUUUUUUGUGAUCAAGAACAAAUACAGACCAAAUGUUUUUUCAAACCCACAGACGGUAAUGGCUACGUACAUCAACGAAGCUGUCACCAUAAACCGUGGUUACGGGGUAUAGCUAGAAGUCAGUUUACACGUGUCAGACGUAAUUGCUCUAAUCUUCAGGAUUUCAAGACCCAAUCAUUAUAUAUUAAGAAAAAGCUUAUGGAUAGAGGUUACAAAAGAAAUUCUUUGGAUAAAGAAAUCCGUUCCAUUAGCUCGGUACAACGUAGUUCAUUAUUAGAAGAGAAGGGCAGUACAAAUGAAAAUAACAAAAACUUUAAAUCAUCCUUUAUAACUCAAUACAAUACUGACUGUAACGGAUCACCUGGCACCCCGACUGGGUACCUCCGUUGAAGGAUGCUCCUAGCGCUUCCUGAGGACUCCAAGCACUGCAGCAGACACCACAACCACCGAACCGGAGAAGCAUAUGAAUCCUCUCAAGCAUAUGAAUGCUGUAGACAGUUGAAUAGGAACCAUACGAAUAGGUUUACUCUCCUAGCAGUCAAACUGGAACAGCAUACAAUAAAUCCUUCCCCCAAUAAUGAGACGACACUUCACUUUGAGGGUUAAAACAGGAACUCUCUGUAUUGUCACAUACAGUCUCUUUUAUUCCCAAUCCACAAACAUAGUACAGCCCACAGGGCGUUACAAAACAACCAAUCAAUCCAUACAAUACACCCAGACACUCCCACACAAAAUCCUCCCCUCUGCAGGUGAUAUGAUUACUGAACACAAUGGGUAAUCUCAUUAUCACCGGCAGAGGAAUACAGUUUUUACACAAUAUUUAUAACUUCUAAAAUAUACAUGUCACAAACAUAAAACAUACAUUUUCAUAAUCAAUCCAUUCAGGGGAACAACAUAUUAAAAAAUGGCACGAAUCAGACCAGGGGUUCAAAAGUUAAGGGAAAGUCCUUUGUGACUAAAUGAAGCAUGGCUUUCUGGCCCAAACCAGUUUCAGAGUCUUCUAUCCUGGAGAGUAAUUCAAUUAUCUCCCAGGAUAGAUACAAGACUCCAUUAAGCACAUGGUUGCAAAAAGACACAAAACACUUUAAAAUACAUAAAGUCACAUUUACACAUAACACACCGACAUUUCACAUAUCCCCAGAUAGCUGGGAUCUGAGUGCACAUUAUUAGAUGAAUGGCACUCAGAUCACACAAAUAAGCCUUUCUGCAGGGGAAAUAAACAGUUUAACCUGCAGGGCCAUAGUCCAAAGGGAGCAGGCGAGCAACCAGGCUUCUCCAGUUCACAGUGGCGAGGUUGGUUUCGCCACACUUCUCCCCUUUACCAACUAGACUAACAGGGUAUCUGACCUCCUGCCGGUCAGUGCCCUGGUUAGUCCAGCAACCCACCCACAAAACAGAAACAGCAGUACAGCCCACCCACAAUAACUGGUUACUACACCUGGGUAGAGGAGAACUUUGUCCAUGUCCAGGUGCCUCACCACGACUGUGUGGGCAACUGUUAGGCUGCCUUGGUGGGUUGCUGAGUGGGCAGAGACCAGCGGUACUCUGCCCUGAUGCCAGUGCUACCACGGAAGUAGCCUGGUGGGAGCCUGGUUGUGGGAGGGAGAGACCGACUGUCUCCCCUCUGGAUACACCGCUCUGUGGCUGGGGAACAGGACCGACUGUCCCUACCUCUUGUGCUGUAAGUGCAGAGACUACAGUCCCAUCUGCACUGUUGGGGGGUAUAACAUCUCCCCUUGCUGGGUUAGGCUGCCGCUGGAGAGAGGGUGUAACAUGCUCCUCUCUCUGAACUGUAAACUGCCGCUGGAGAGAGGGGGUAUCAGGCUCCUCUCCCUGACACUCUCUCUGCUGGUGGAGAGGGGGACCAGCUGUCUCCCCUUUCAUUAUUUUGUCCUGUGGUUGGGGUGCGAGACUGACGGUCUCUGCUCCCUGCAGGACACUCUGCCGCUGGGGAGGAAGGACGGCACCUUCAGCUCCCGGGGGUACACACUGCCGCUGGGGAGGAAGGACUGCAGCUUCAGCUCCCUGGGGUACACACUGCCGCUGGGGAGGAAGGACUGCAGCUUCAGCUCCCUGGGGUACACACUGCCGCUGGGGAGGAAGGACUGCACCUUCAGCUCCCUGGGGUACACACUGCCGCUGGGGAGGAAGGACUGCACCUUCAGCUCCCUGGGAUACACACUGCCGCUGGGAGGAAGGGCACCUUCAUACACACUGCCGCUGGGAGAAGGACUGCAGCUUCAGCUCCCUGGGGUACACACUGCCGCUGGGGAGGAAGGACUGCACCUUCAGCUCCCUGGGUACACACUGCCGCUGGGGAGGAAGGACUGCACCUUCAGCUCCCUGGGGUACACACUGCCGCUGGGGAGGAAGGACUGCACCUUCAGCUCCCUGGGAUACACACUGCCGCUGGGGAGGAAGGACGGCACCUUCAGCUCCCUGGGAUACACAAUGCCGCUGGGGAGGAAGGACGGCACCUUCAGCUCCCUGGGGUACACACUGCUGCUGGGGAGGAAGGACGGCACCUUCAGCUCCCUGGGUUACACACUGCCACUGGGGAGGAAGGAUUGCACCUUCAGCUCCCUGGGAUACACACUGCCGCUGGGGAGGAAGUACAGCACUUUCAGCUCCCUGGGAUACAUACUGCCGCUGGGGAUCUGGGCUGACUGCCCAGCAUCCCUGUAGGGCCUGUAGAGAGACCUCGGUCCCAUCCCCACCUGCCAGCUGGGUGUCUUCCCAGGACAAGUCAAUAAGGUCUUCCAUCUCUGGGGCUGGUUGGGACAUAUGUGGCACAGUACCAAGGUCUCCUGAUAACAGGCUUGGUUGCUGGGGAGGAGGAACUAAACUCAAUGCUUCCGGUGGUAUACAGUCAAUAAGCCUCAUCAUGUCAGAGACAGGCGGCGUUAUACGUUGGAAUAGGCAAACAUAAUCCUGUUCUAGUUCCCACUCUCGGUUGGCAAGAAAAGAUAGAUCUGGCUGAAUGGCACUGAUCUCUGUAAGGUCCCAGUUGUCUGCCCGCUCAGCUCGGAUGGACCAGAAGCGAGCAAUGUCGGUGUCUCCGAACCAGAGACUAGUUUCCAUAGUAUCCCACAACAAACCAGGGCCAUCAUAGUCUUCCCCCUCAUAACACUUGUACUCAAUCAGCCAUGGGUAGAGGUGGUAAACAUGCCACCGCAGGGCCCGAUAGGAAUCAUCCAGCCACACCUCAGUCUCAACUAGCGUCUCCAGUUCGCUUACCCAUUCCUCUGAGGGUUGGUUUCCCAAUAACGGCAUCCGCAGCUCUAGUUGUUCUGCUUGGCGCUGGUUAGUGGUCAGGAUUUCCUCGCACCGGAAGGGUCGAAUUUCGUCAAUGUCCUCCUUCCAGAGAUCGGUACGAAGCGCCACCCUCCACUCUGUCUCUCUUUCCUCUGGGAUAGGAUACUCCAUACUGCGCAUCACAUCCUGUAGUCGCUGCUGGAGCCUGGCGUCAAAGUGAGAUACUGCACGGCCUUCCAUCUCUGAAGUAGUGCUGGUUUUCCCAAAUCUUUAUGUAGACAGGGACGCUGUAUGAACACUAGCGUCGCCUUCAAUUUGUAAAUCCACGAACUGUGUCUCUGAGCUGCUUUACCUCGCACUAGGACGCCAUCCCACCGCUUGCCACCAAUGUAACGGAUCACCUGGCACCCCGACUGGGUACCUCCGUUGAAGGAUGCUCCUAGCGCUUCCUGAGGACUCCAAGCACUGCAGCAGACACCACAACCACCGAACCGGAGAAGCAUAUGAAUCCUCUCAAGCAUAUGAAUGCUGUAGACAGUUGAAUAGGAACCAUACGAAUAGGUUUACUCUCCUAGCAGUCAAACUGGAACAGCAUACAAUAAAUCCUUCCCCCAAUAAUGAGACGACACUUCACUUUGAGGGUUAAAACAGGAACUCUCUGUAUUGUCACAUACAGUCUCUUUUAUUCCCAAUCCACAAACAUAGUACAGCCCACAGGGCGUUACAAAACAACCAAUCAAUCCAUACAAUACACCCAGACACUCCCACACAAAAUCCUCCCCUCUGCAGGUGAUAUGAUUACUGAACACAAUGGGUAAUCUCAUUAUCACCGGCAGAGGAAUACAGUUUUUACACAAUAUUUAUAACUUCUAAAAUAUACAUGUCACAAACAUAAAACAUACAUUUUCAUAAUCAAUCCAUUCAGGGGAACAACAUAUUAAAAAAUGGCACGAAUCAGACCAGGGGUUCAAAAGUUAAGGGAAAGUCCUUUGUGACUAAAUGAAGCAUGGCUUUCUGGCCCAAACCAGUUUCAGAGUCUUCUAUCCUGGAGAGUAAUUCAAUUAUCUCCCAGGAUAGACACAAGACUCCAUUAAGCACAUGGUUGCAAAAAGACACAAAACACUUUAAAAUACAUAAAGUCACAUUUACACAUAACACACCGACAUUUCACAUAUCCCCAGAUAGCUGGGAUCUGAGUGCACAUUAUUAGAUGAAUGGCACUCAGAUCACACAAAUAAGCCUUUCUGCAGGGGAAAUAAACGGUUUAACCUGCAGGGCCAUAGUCCAAAGGGAGCAGGCGAGCAACCAGGCUUCUCCAGUUCACAGUGGCGAGGUUGGUUUCGCCACACUGACCAUCAAAAAAUUAAAAAAAGUUUGCAGGAAUUCUGGCCCAUUUUACUUCAGGACCCAGUUUUGGGAAAAUCUUUAUCGGAUCGCCCUAUGGUGAUCUAUAAAAAGAAUAAGAAUCUUAAGAACUUACUGGCUCCCAGCUAUGCUAUCAAACCUCCUAAUACCCAUCUUUCUUCCACUAUCGGUCUUUUUAGAGGCUGUGGAAUUUGUAAGGCCUGUAUUACUACAUCAGUGUCUAAAAUACAGUUGUUCCAUAGUAACAUCACAGGGGAAACAUUCAAGGUGAAAUCUGAGAUUAGUUGCCACUCGGACUAUGUGGUUUAUUUACUGCAGUGUCCCUGUGGCAAACAAUAUGUGGGACGUACAAAGAGGAUCCUAAAGGUUAGAAUACUUGAACAUCUAAAUAAUAUCAAGAAGAAACUUCAAACUCAUUCAGUUUCGGCCCAUUGUUCCAACUGUCCAUUAUUUACCUUUUGGGAUUUUACGUUUAUGGGCAUUGAAAGAGUUUUUCCAUUCUGGCGAGGGGGUGAUAGAAUCCAAAAACUAUCCCAAAGGGAGACAUUUUGGAUACAUCGGUUGAAUACCCUAGAGCCAAAGGGCCUCAAUAUUGGUAUUGACUUAGUUUGUUUUUUGGAUUAGAAUUUAAAACUGAUUCUUUUUAUACAUAUAUUCAUUUCUUUACACAUUAUUUUUCUGCGGAUGAUGGUGAUUUUGAUUAAAAUACAGCCUUCUGUCUUCCAUAUGGGUUAUGUAGAAGUAAAUAUAUGGCUGAAUUGUCUACUAUAUAUAUUAUAUAUACUAGUUGGAAUUUUUUCGAUAUUUAGGAACUUAAUUAUAUUUGGGAGUACGUUUUUUUUUUGUAUCUUGGAGACAUACAGAUAUUGAUAAAAACAUUAUCUUGUAUACAUUUAUCAAUUAAUGGGUAAAAAUACAAUCAUUUGGGAUAUUAGGUAUAUGUGUAACUCCACUUAAUAUUGGAGACUUUCUAUAGGAACACUACAAAAUUUAUUUUUCUUUCAAUUCAAAUUUAUUUUUUAUAAAUAUUCAUGUUAUUCUUUUUAAAAAAUUCUUGUGGCAUGAACCACUUAUUAAUAAUUAAUAGAUAUUGAUAUAUAUCUUAUAGUUUAGCCAUGUAUGUUACAUUUGAAAUACAAUGUUUUUUUGACAAUAGGAUCACAUGUAUUAUAUAAAUUGUGCAAUUUGAGUGCACCUUUCACUUUAAGAAACACUGUGUGAUACUGUCCAAUUAUAAUAAUCUAAUGGUGACUAAUUAUACUAACUAACAUAAGUAAAUGUAGAGAAUAAUGUUAUUAAUAUUGUUCUUCUCUUUAGCAGAUAGAAUAUAUUGUCUUUUAUUGUUUUUUCCUGACUAUACACUUAUAUUGAGACACAAUGAAGGUGGAACGCAUUUCAGCCGCGGGUGGAACGCAAGUGGAACGCGGAAAUGCGUUUCAAUUUCCACUUCCGGUUCCGGUCGCUCGAACGCGCCGAAUUUGAUUACAGCAAUAUAGGGAGGAUGGAAAACAGCUGAAUAGCUCCCUCUCAGGACCAAUCAAGCAACAGAUACUGGAUACCACCCACGGAACCACCAAUGAACAUGGGGACUAGCCCUAUUUAAAGAGGACUCAGGGAUGGGGGGAAUAGGAUGUUUUUUUUAUAUAUUGUAAUUGUAUAUUGAUUUUAUUUCUUAUAUACGGUCCCUGAUGAAGUUCUUUGCAGAACGAAACGUGUAGGACCAUACCGUUCUUUUUUAUCAUACUUUAUAUUGAUGGUGAUUAUUCACCUUUUAUCAAUAAAUACAUCGUUUUUCUACCAUUACCUGCUGGGAGUCCUGAGCAUUAUUAAGGAAGCCUAUAAGGAGCCAAGAGAUUACCAACCCCCCACUCCUAGGGGAGGCACCCUAUGAGCGAUAUAUUCUACUUCAUUCUGUGAGUGCAUUUGUAUUCAGCGAAAAAACUGUGCUAAUCGUACUUCACUAUUUUGUGUAUAUUUUUCAUGUUCCUUUUAGAUUAAUUUCCAGCCAUAUCCCGAAGUUCUGUGUUGCUUGUGGUUAUCAAGAUUAUAUUCAAUUCUGAAAUGCCUCAAAAAUAAUGGCCAGCGUGGACAUUCUCUGUAGUAAUGCCUGCUGGAGAUCACUGCUACAUAUCUUGUAAUAAACCAGGGCCGGCGUGGUAAUUCUCUGUAGUAAGGCCUGCUGGAGAUCACUGCCACAUAUCUUGUAAUAAACAAGGGCCAGCGUGGACAUUCUCUGUAGUAAGGCCUGCUGGAGAUCACUGCCACAUAUCUUGUAAUAAACCAGGGGCGGCGUUGUCAUUCUCUGUAGUAAGACCUGCUGCAGAUCACUGCCACAUAUCUUGUAAUAAACAAGGCCCGGUGUGGACAUUCUCUGUAGUAAGGCCUGCUGGAGAUCACUGCCACAUAUCUUGUAAUAAACCAGGACCGGCGUGGACUUAGUAUCAGUCUUCUGGAGAUGUACUGAAAUGUAGCAUACAGCCAGACUCAAUAUAAUCAGUACAGCCGUUAAGAGCACUCUUAUCCAGAACAUCAACACAAGGUGUUACAACUUACCUAGAUACUCACCAAUAAACCUCCUAAAUAUGACCCAUUUGUAAUAAGGAAACCUCAUGUUAAGGAGUAACUGAAAUAAUGGUCAACCCCCAUGCUUAUACUAGCCAGUAAUAUAUACUAUUGAUUCCCUUACCGGAAAUAUGCCGAAAAAUAAACUUAGCAGCCGGGAUAAAUAAAAAAAAAAUUGCAGGCCUGUGUUCCACUAGCAAAUUGGGAUUUGAAAACCUAAAAACCCAAACUGUUUAAUCUAGAGGCUUCCUUAUGCCCAUAAGCCAUUGCCAUCUCCUUCAGGAGAGAGUCUAGGUCAGCCCACAGGUCACUAAAAGGGGUACACCCAGGGAGUCACCUUUAACAGGCCUGUCACGUACUGGGUCUCCAGGCCAGGGGAAAAGAAAGCAGGACGUUGGUGGCAGCGGGGGAGCGCAGUCUGUUUUUCCUGAUUCUCACUGCUUACUCUGUAGUGAUGCCGGGCAUCGGAAUAAGACGUCAUUUCGGCCCGGCAUCACUAAACUGCAUGUGUGAGGGAGCAGUGCAGAGCAGGAAGGGAGACCUCCAGAGAGAAGAUCUCCACUGGACCCCAAGGGGAAGAUCCACACAAGAUUUCCAAAAAGGUGGGGAAGCUGGAUGGGCCUCAAAAAAUAAAUCCGUAAUAAAUAUAAUACAUUUGUGGGUGUAUUUGCAAGCACGUGUAUGUCUGUCUGUCAGUGAGUGUGUGUGUGUCUGUCAGUGUGUGUGUGUGUCUCUCUCAGUGAGUGUUUCAAAUAAGUGAGAUUGUGUGUCUGUCAUUGAAAGUGUGUGUCCGUGAGUCUGUGUCUGUCAGUGUGUGACUAUAAGUAACUAUGUGUGUCUGUCAGUGAGCAUGUCUGUCAGUGAGUGUAUGUUUGUCAGUGAGUGUGUGUGUGUCUCUCUCAGUGAGUGUUUCAAAUAAGUGAGAUUGUGUGUCUGUCAUUGAAAGUGUGUGUCCGUGAGUCUGUGUCUGUCAGUGUGUGACUAUAAGUAACUAUGUGUGUCUGUCAGUGAGCAUGUCUGUCAGUGAGUGUAUGUUUGUCAGUGAGUGUGUGUGUGUCUCUCUCAGUGAGUGUUUCAAAUAAGUGAGAUUGUGUGUCUGUCAUUGAAAGUGUGUGUCCGUGAGUCUGUGUCUGUCAGUGUGUGACUGUAAGUAACUAUGUGUGUCUGUCAGUGAGCAUGUCUGUCAUUGAGUGUAUGUGUGUCUGUCAGUGUGUGUCAGUGUUUCAAAUAAAUGAGAUUGUGUGUCUGUCAUUGAGGCUGUGUGACUGUCAGUGAGUGUGUCUGAUUACAAAAAGAGGUGGGGCCAUAGAAACAUGCAUGUCUGAGCUGGACAUUUGCCAAGUCCAGGCAUGCAUGUUUCUGCAGCAACAGUUAGAAAGAUGACCACGCCCACUUGGGGCGUCCAAAACAAUUCUGCACCCAGACGUCUGUGACCCUAGGAUCAAACCUGUGGCUGACAGUGAUCAGCUGUCACUCGCAAUCAAUCAGCUAAACUUGAACAGAAGGACUUCACUCAGGAGAGCUAAUGGAAGGUCCUAAGCAGGAAAGUCAAACUCUCCUAGGUGCAGAGAGGAGGCAGGGAGCAACAUUUGACUACAGCAAAAUUGUCACGAAUAUUAGGCCAAAAUAGGUCAAUUUAAAACGAAGCUGACUUUGAGAAUUCACCUGAUUAGUCUAUAUUGGCCUAAAAUUUUAAAUUUAUUUUGAAUUCAUGACUAUUCACAUUUUAGCAAACAGUCUAGAGUUUACAUUUUUUUCCCAUCUCUACAAAACGUUCAUAUGUUAUAAGAGCACAUACUUCUUUAACAGAGUUGCAAAGCAUCCAUGUUGUGUCAUUAUUCCUGUACUGAUAAUUGCCCCAACAGAAGGACUUUAAGAAUCUUCUAAAGUGACUAAAAACUUGUUUGAUCCCCAGAACCAGAGAGAUUUUGGCCAAAGUAACCAGAUGUAUUCUUGAUAUUAGCGGAAAAAGAGGUUUUAUUGUUUAAUAUUUCUCUAUUGAGGUCAGUAAAUAAAGAAACUUUAAAUUAAAGGUUGACUCAAACUUUGACAAAAUGACAUUUACUAAUAUAUAAUUUAAUAUAUUAUAUAUUGCAUUUCAGAGCACGGAGAAUAGUUUCCAGCAAGGACUACCACACACACAAAAGAUAAUAAAAGUAAUUAAAAAAAAUAGAGACUUUGCUUUUCUUAAAUUAAAGCGAUAGCUUACUUGGGUCUUGCCAUGUUUCUCGACGACCAGCCUUUCAUGUUUGGUGACUGAUACAUUUGUGUGGUCUGGAGGUGAGGGUGGAAUCAGGUAGGCUUCAUACCCUUCCAAACUUGGGGUCAGGCUGUUGAUUCAUUCCUAAAAAGAUACAAAUAAGCAUUAAACCAUUCAAAUACAGGAAAUACAAGAUUACUCCUACAUGGUCAACAAACAUGGAGUUUUCACAAAUUCUCUUCCAAAGUAUGUACAAACCAUAAUAUGACAAUAGCAAGGCACCUUACCCACAGUAUAAAAAUGGGUUCAGCAUUUGGUGUUCUUUGCUUUGUUUCCAAAGUUUUAAUUUGGAACGACACUGACCAAUCAAGAUAGGGGAUCAAUACUAUGGUGCAACACAGACCAGGGUGAUUACCACUCCCUCGUGAAUUGUACACCAAAGGAAAAAUAUCUGGACACAUAUAGGCUCUAUCUGAAAAUGCUGAGUUUAUUGAAGUUGAACUUUCUUAAAGUCACUUGAGGAGGGCUCCUGCGUGAACUAAAACGUUGCCUGUUCAACUUCAAUAUAGUGUGCGAUUUGGGAUCAUUGAUAGUUGAUGAUUAACUUAUUUGCCAAUAACAUGAACACGCUUAGUUUUAACUACAAUUUCCAAUGCCAACAGGAGUUUGGUUCCCCAAAAUGAUGAAGAAAGAAAAACAAGAGGUGUAAUUAUAUACCAUAAUUGAGUGGGUGGGAGAGCUGCUGAGGAGGAGCUUGAGGCAUUGGGAGUCCAGGUAAGGCAUUCUCCAUACUGGCAGAAGCGGUAACAUUUGGAGGUAGGCUGAAGUCUUGGGGUUGUCCUUGUUGCUGCUACAUCAUCAUUCUCUGCUGCCGAAUGUAGUGGCUGAUCAACUCUCUAUUCCUCUGGGCGACCAACUAAGUGUUAAGAAACCUCUGCUGUUGAAGACUGGUUGAUUAGCAACAAUCUACACAACUCCCUAUAUGUUCUCAAAAAUCAGAUUACCGCAUAACGCAGUCUGUAUGAGGUAAUCAGAUUUCAUAAUUUCUGAAAAAAUUAGAUGUGUCAGAGGUCCUUUAUAUACACACAGAUAUUUGGGAUAAUCCACACGAAAUGUUGAUAAGUAAGAACUUUACUUACUUGUGAACCGACAGGCGUCUGCAUAACUGGCCUCAUCACUUCAUCACUCCAGCACCACCAGAAUUCAACGUCUCAGCCUUCAUCUCAAGCGCUUGUCCGAACAAAAUUCACGAACACAGGAAGAUUACCUGGUGAUGGCAGAAUGAAUUGUAAAAAACACAUCAUAGUCCAAAAAUAUUAAGAAAAAAAACACACUGUUUCUACUGGAUUAAACAAGAGUGUGUCUUCAUCAAGACUUUGCAGUCAGACUCAUCAAGAUGCCACUUAUACGAUGUUAUUAAUGAACUUUUAAUCAGUUAUGAAAAAUAGCAUUUAAGCAAAUUUAAAAAAUAAUAUUGUUAUACUGUAAUAUUAAUAGUUUUGUUUUUCUAACAUACUGGCAAAGGUGCUGUCAUCUUUAAAUUUCUAGCCCUAAACUUGAAGCAAAAAAUAAAGAAAAAUGCCAUUCUAAACUAGAUUAAUUAUACAAAACAAUAUGCCAUAUUUUAUUAAAUUUGAAAAGGUUAUUUAUUUUCUUUUAUUUAUGUAUUUCUUUUUUUUAUAGAUCAGCUUGGUUUGUUGCCAUAGUUGAUGGACUAAAGAAAUAUUUUUCAGGAGAAAAAAAAUUAAUUAACAAAACAUUUAUUUAUAUACAUUUUUUUUUUUUUAGAAUUCUGGACUUUAAAUAAUAAGAAUUUGUUGAGAAUCAUGCGCUGUAAAUAAUAAUAAAAAUACAUUGCAGCUACACAAAACUUUAAAAAAAAAACUGAAGGCUGCUGAGAAAAUAAUAAUAAUUAUUAAAUAAUUACUGAAUAUGUUUACAAUAUACCAGCUUGUCAGCACAGAAGGCAAAAAAGCUAGCUAUAACAUAUAAUAAAAAUAAACAAUACUGAUAAAAUAUAACUAUAAAAAUAUAAGUAUUUUCUCAGCAGCUGGAAAUAUUAAACAUUUAAAACAUUUGUCACCAACUGCUAAAGCACAAAUAAUAAAUUACUUAAAUAAAGUACCGUAAAUAAUAAAAGCACUGCAAAGAAAUUUGCCUGUAUAGUGCAAAUAGCACAAAUUACUAAUAAUCAUCAUCGUCAUCAUCAUCAUCAUUUAUUGUGGUUCUCCUAUGCUAUUUUUAUAGUUUAAUUUAUUUAUAGGGGGGUAGGGUCUGUUUAAAUUUUUCAAAGACAAAAAAACUGAAGAUUCCAGAAAAACAAAUUCUUCAAUUUUAUAAUCCCCUAAUCAAAAAAAAAAAAAGAAAAUUAUAUCUGUAUUGAUAAGAUCUGUUUAUAAAGCCAAUGAGAAAAAUAAAAUAUUGAUGCGCAAUUCUUUUUGUUUAAUAUCUGCCUAAUUUUGUUACCAUUACUGUUUAUUUAUCUGUGUAUUUUAUACUAACUAUACUGUGUUGCAUUUCAGUGAUUAGAUGUAGUUCAGAUUUCUGAUAGGUGGUAAUUCUAUUUAAUACACACUUAUCCUGUGUUUGUUAAACAUGGCAUUGUGUUACUUUCACAGUUUUAUGAUCGUGUGUCAGAGUGAAAGACAACCCUAGUCUUUGGUAUUGAUUGCAAAUUGUAGUAACAUACUUCAUCCUGGGUUAUUUGCAGACUGAAUUGUGAGAGUUAUUUUUACAUUUGAUGAAUAGACCUCUUUUGGCUUAGGUGCACAAUUAAGGCAAUGUACACACCCAUUCCUUAAGUAGAUAGAGCUGAGAUGGCAUUUGGUGGCCUAUAGAAGCCCGACUGAGAGUUGCUAGCUGGUUAGGUCCUGCUUGUAGGUAAGUGAAGUUGUGGGUUGCUUGGGAGAGAAUUUGUGACUUCUUUAAGAUGCAUUGAACAGACAGUAAAAAAAAUUUAAAAAAAGGAUACCUUAGCUUAUUAGCUUAACAUUUAGUUAAGUCAUAUGUAGUUCUGAUAGAUCUAGAAAUUAUUAUUUUUUAUUCAAACGUUAUUUCUAUUUGUUUUUUUACACAGUUACACAAAAUAAUUUAAACAAUAAUAAACACACAAAAAAGGGAAAAAGGAUAUAUCUAAGCUUUACGUAUAACUUAAAAUAGAACUCAAAGCUAGAUUGUAGAUAUUGUGCAGCCUAUAGUGUUGGGUUGAUGGGAUGACCUAAACGUUCAUCAUUAGAUGACUUAUAAGGGAGAAGUUAAAGAUAAAAAGAUGGAAAUAUAAAGUGAAAAUUAAUUUGAUUUGAGUUCUACAAGCAUGGGGCGGCUUGAUAAAAGACCUUAAAGCAAGCAAGGGAGAACUGGAGAGCCUUUGGUUGUGUGAAGGGUGAAGUGGGGGUGCACUUAAUUGAUAUGUAUUGAUAUGUCUUAAAUUCUAAUUAUUAUCCUUUUCUUCUGUUUGUUAAUUCAGGAAGCUGUUGUAUAUUUUUACCCUAAAUCAGAAAUAAAAUGUAAGUAUUAAUACUUUAUUAUGAACAAGGGGCUAAAUUAGGAUGAGAACUAUGCUUUUAUUAUUUUUAUAGUUUAAUUUAUUUAUGGGGGGGGGGAGGAGGGGAGGAGUCCGUUUUAAUUUUUCAAAAACAAAAAACUGAGAUUCCAGAAAAAAAAAUCUACAAUGUUAUAAUCCCCUAAUCAAAAAAUAAAUUGAUAUAUGUAUUGCUAAGAUGAGAAAAAAAAAUAUUGAUGCCUUUGUCCAAAGAUCUUCCAAAUGCCCAAUUCUAUUUGUUUAAUUUCAGCCUAAUUUUAUUAUCAUUACUAUGUAUUUAUCUGUGUCUUCUAUAAUAGCUAUGCUGUGUUGCAUUUCAGUGAUUAGAUAGAUGUAGUUGAGAUUUCUGGUAAUAGUAUUUAAUACACACUUAUCCUGUGUUUAUUAAACAUGACAGAGUUCAUUUUACAGUUUAGUUCUUUGAUAGAGAGUUUCAUAUUCGUGUAUCAGAGUGAAAGACAACCAAAGUCUAUGGUAUUGAUUGCAAAUUGUGGUAACAUACAUAUAUAUGCAUGUGGAUCCAGCACUCACUCUCCCGGUGCAUUGACAGAACUUUGUAAAUAAAUCUUGCAGUUUUAUUGUGCAAUUAGACACCAGAAAAUGUGUUGAUGGUUCAGUCCUCUAUGGGACUUUUCUGAAAACUUGAGAAAAGUCCAAUAGAGGACUGUGUGUAAUCUAGUGCCGUGAAAUAUAUGUAUAUAUAUAUAUAUAUAUCAUUGCCUAAUAGUUAAGAUUUCAUUCCAUGUAGUCUGAACACAGAAUUAUUAUUAUUAUUGGCAUUUAUAAAGCACCAACAUAUUCCAAAGCGCUGUACAAUUGGGAAAGACAGCGCAAUAAGAACAGACCGAUACAACAGGUAGAGGGCCCUGCACUUGAGCUUACAAUCUAAAGGUUAAACUUGGGAGAUGAGACAAGAGAUAGCAGAGGAAUUUGUUUGUUUUGGCAGAGAGAGAGUUAAUAUUAUAACUGCAGCAGCUGAUAGCAUGUGAAAGAAAUGAGGAGGUGAUUGGCUGUAGUUCCAAACAGCUGAUAGAGCAUCCUAUAUCGUUAGGAGGAACCGGGGAGGGUAGGUGGGUAGAGCAGAGUAAAAUUGAAAGGCCUUGUUGCAAGGAUGGAUGAAGAUUUGGGGCUGAGGAAGAGAGAUAAAACAGUUAAUUAAAAAGAAUGUUUGUAUUUAAUAUAUUUCUCUUGUUAAGUCCUUUUAAUAUUGCAUUUCAGUUUAUGCUUUGCACGCUAUUUUAAAAUACAAAGAUAUAUUCUUUGAAAACCCAAUCUUCAUUAUUCAUGGAGUGUCCUUUGCAAGUUAAAAUUAGGCUCCAUAAAUUAAAACAAAAUAAAUUUCACUCUACAGUGUUUCACCACUUGCCCUCUAGGUGGAACUUCAAUCGCUGUUUAGGAGAUUAACCCAAGCAGAUUUUUAGAGAUCCAUAAUCUCUUAUUUUAUAAAGAUAAUUGGGGUAGUACAUAAGGAAAUUUAGCAAUAUGUUCUAACAAUAUAGGGAUCGCAUUAUAAUAUUUGAAAUACUCUGGUCAUAAACUGAAUUAAGAAUGGCAAACCUUAGUGUUCAAUAGCCAAGCUAAGAAGGAGAAUUUUUACAAAUACAAUUUUUUAGUCUCAAUUUUGCAAUCUGGAUUUCAUCUAACUGGAUCUUUAGUUUAGAAUGUAGAGCUAAUCCUAUAAGAGCCCACUAUCCUCAAGUUAACAAACAAAGCAGAACUAACAGUUUAACUAAGAGAGACUUGACAAACAGCUUGCAACAUUUAAACCUUAACAGCCGGGUGGGAGAAUUUUUUUUUCUAUUGCAUAACUUGCUGGUUAACUUGAUUUGUAAAGACUCACUGUUUUGCUGAUAAAACUUUAUACAAGAAAUGACAAAAUAGUAAUGUGCAUAGCUCUAAAUUUGCCCAUUGAUUAUCUGAAAAUUAUAAAGUAGACCCGCCAACAUUAGAAUCAUAAUCAGCAUUAGAAUCCUCUUCCUCCAUAAUCCUUUCUCUGCAGCAAUAAUGUAUACACGGCAAAAUAGCUAUAUUUAUUUUAUAUGGGCUCCAGUUUAAAUGCUUAUAUGUGUGUGUGCGCCCAAGAUUUAAGAAUUAAUUCUCAUAAGAAUUAAAAAGGUUUCAUCGGUUUUCUUAAAGAGAGUGCAUCUAUGCUUAAUAAACUGUUCAAUGUACUGCUGAUGAGAAUAAAUUUGACUCGCUAACAUUUUUUUGUACUCCAGUGUAAAGUAGAAAUUAAUUUAAGAAAUGUGUAUUUUGUAGACACCAGCAAUCAUGGGUGACGGGGAGAUGGCCUGUUUCGGAGAGGCUGCCCAGUUUCUCCGUAAAUCUGAUAAAGAACGAUUGGAAGCCCAGAAUAGGCCAUUCGAUGCCAAGAACACCUGCUUCGUAGAUGACCAAAAAGAGCUGUACGUGAAAGGUCUAGUCACAGCUCGUGAAGAUGGCAAAAUCACAGUGAAAACUGAUGAUGGAAGGGUAAAUAUAAAAUUCUAUUACUUAUCAUACCAGCUAUUAAUUACUGUGAAUUGAGACCUUAACUGAGAUAUGCCUCUCUUUCUUCUAGACUGUAACUGUUAAAGACAGCCAAGUUUAUCCUCAAAAUCCCCCCAAGUAUGACAAAAUUGAAGAUAUGGCCAUGAUGACCCAUUUGAAUGAAGCCUCUGUGUUGUAUAACCUCAAAGAACGUUACGCAGCAUGGAUGAUCUACGUAAGUUGGGGCUCUUUCUCCACAGAACUACGAGAAAAACAGAUUACGUAGAUAGUGUGACCCCCCACUUAAACUAUUUAAGGGAAAUAAUGAAACAAGAAUGACAUAGAUAUAUCACAAUGAUACAACUUUACAUCAUUACCAUGAAACAUUUAAAUAAAAAAUGCUAAUGUAUAUGUCAUUUCUUCUGUAUAGUAUAAUCCAUGCCUGGAGUUCGAAAUGGGCCUCCUAGAUUUACUCAGUUCCCCUUACAAUAUAUUAAAAUAAAUUAUCAGCUUGACAGUAAAAUAUUUACGGAUGCUUUAUUGUGAAAAGGUGCUAAAAGUAGUCCUCUUAUAUAUAAAUUAAUGAUAUUUGUUUUGUUGGCCGUUUAGACCUACUCUGGCCUUUUCUGCGUCACUGUGAAUCCCUACAAGUGGCUCCCAGUGUACAACCCUGAGGUGGUUGCUGGCUACAGAGGGAAGAAACGUAUGGAAGCCCCACCACACAUCUUCUCCAUCUCUGAUAACGCUUAUCAGUCCAUGUUGACAGGUAUCUGACCUUUUCUUCAUGUUAACAGACUUAAUUUAUCAACACGUAAUACUAUGAAUGUUCUAUUAAUCCACAUCUCCUGUUUGCAGAUCGUGUCAAUCAGUCUGUCCUGAUCACGUAAGUAUUUAUUGUCAUUGUAUCUUUCAAGUUCUAGUCAUUUCUUCAGCUUUUCUAGACGUUCUAUAUUCUAAUCUUCUUUAUCCAUAGUGGAGAAUCUGGUGCCGGAAAGACUGUGAACACGAAACGUGUCAUCCAGUAUUUUGCAACAAUUGCGGCUAUUGGAGAGAAAGGCAAACAAAAGGAGCCAGCUAACAGCUUGAAGGUAAUACAGCUAUUGGGAUUAUUAAUACAUAGUUAAAGAACCAAAAGGCUCAAAGCAUAUCUAAUCUGCUAUACAUUACUCUCUGUCCACUGGUGUCAUGUUAUUGAGAAGUCACUUUCUUGUCAGACAUAUAUUCAUAUAUAAUUAGGUUAAAAACAAGUACAAAACCCUCUGUUAAUCUCCAUUAACAAAUAAUCCGCUGAUCCAGAACAAGAUGCAGAACAUUUUCACUGUAGAUUUAGUACAUCUAUGCAUAAUGCUAUGUUUCUAUCUACAUGUGUAGGAUAAGAUAUAAAUGUGCAAAUACAAAUUUCAUCAAAUUAACAAGUUUUACUCCUGUAUGACAGGGUACUCUGGAAGAUCAAAUCAUUGAGGCUAACCCUCUGCUGGAAGCUUUCGGUAAUGCCAAGACCGUGAGAAAUGACAACUCCUCUCGUUUUGUAAGUUUUUGUUGGGCAAUAGACAUUUUCAUGUUACCAUCUAUAUGUUUCCCCAUUUGUUAACCAAGCGUACUAAACUCUCACUGUGGUAUUUAGGGUAAAUUCAUCAGAAUUCACUUCGGCACCACCGGAAAACUGUCCUCAGCUGAUAUUGAAACAUGUAAGGAAUAUAUUGCAAAUUAAUUUAUCUUUAUUUAUAAAUGGGAUAUAUCAUAUUUCUUAUAUUGGCUUUUAUUUGAACAGAUCUGCUGGAGAAAUCCAGAGUUACCUUCCAGCUGUCUGCUGAAAGAAGCUACCAUAUCUUCUAUCAGAUCAUGACAAACAAGAAACCAGAACUUGUUGGUAAUUGAACAACAUUUUUUUAUUCUCCAAUGAACACAGAACCUGGUUCUGCUUUGGUUCCAUAAUUAUAGACAGACAGAAUAUAACUCAGACAGUUAAGACCUACUUACAAUGUUGUAGAGAUUGCAUGUGUAAUGUUUUAUUUUUACACAUGUGCAACACUUUUUUUCUUUAGAAACACUUCUGAUCACAACCAACCCAUACGACUUUCCUUCCAUCAGCCAGGGUGAGAUUGUUGUGAAGAGUAUUAAUGAUGAAGAUGAAUUGAUGGCUACUGAUGUAAGUUCUGAAGUUGUUAGAGCAACAACAUUGUAACUCUGUUCUGAAUGCCGGUUUUUAAUUUCAAACGUCCUUUCUCAUCCUACAGAGUGCCAUUGAUGUCCUGGGUUUCACCGCAGAAGAAAAGAUUGGUAUCUACAAACUUACAGGAGCUGUCAUGCACCAUGGCAACCUGAAGUUCAAGCAAAAGCAGAGAGAGGAGCAGGCUGAGCCCGACGGCACUGAAGGUUUGUCUUUAGUGUUCAAUGAAAAAAAUCUCAGUACAACUGCUACGGAUAUAAAUUAGAAACCUAAUCUCUACUUAACCUAGAUGAAACUGGUUUCCAAUAUAUGUAUACAAUUAUUUUAUUUUGAACUUGUAGUUGCUGAUAAAAUUGCAUAUUUGAUGGGUUUGAACUCUGCCGAUAUGCUGAAAGCUCUGUGCUACCCAAGAGUAAAGGUCGGCAAUGAAUAUGUCACCAAAGGACAGACUGUCGCACAGGUAAUUAUGUUUCCAGUGUUCAGUUGAUUAUUGUUCAGGUGUCUGCAGUUCAGUACAUAGGCUCACGCUAUGUCUGUUCCAUUCAGUGUAACAACGCAGUUGGUGCCCUGUGCAAGUCAGUGUAUGAAAAGCUGUUCUUGUGGAUGGUCAUACGUAUCAACCAACAGUUGGACACUAAGCAGCCAAGACAGUUCUUCAUUGGUGUGCUGGAUAUCGCUGGUUUUGAAAUCUUUGAUGUAAGUAAACAUUUAUUUAAAACUAUAUUUUUAUAACUUAAAACCAAGUACAUUUUAUUUAACCCCCUUCUAUCGUCUACAGUUCAACAGCUUGGAGCAGCUCUGCAUCAACUUCACCAAUGAGAAGCUGCAGCAGUUCUUCAACCACCACAUGUUCGUCCUGGAACAGGAAGAAUACAAGAAGGAAGGCAUUGAUUGGGAGUUCAUUGACUUUGGUAUGGAUCUGGCUGCCUGCAUUGAACUCAUUGAGAAGGUGGGUUCCAAAAAUGAAUCCAGGGAAGUUGUGCUGUGGAAACACAGGUUAACGAUGUAUGAAAUUCUCACUGAUAUGUACAUUUUCAGCCCAUGGGCAUCUUCUCAAUCCUUGAAGAGGAGUGCAUGUUCCCCAAAGCCACUGACACAUCCUUCAAGAACAAACUGUAUGAACAGCAUCUUGGCAAGUGCAAGAACUUUGAGAAGCCCAAGCCUGCCAAAGGAAAGGCUGAAGCUCACUUCUCUCUGGUCCACUAUGCUGGUACUGUGGACUACAAUAUCAGUGGCUGGCUGGACAAGAACAAGGAUCCACUGAACGAUUCUGUUGUUCAGCUUUACCAGAAGUCUUCAGUGAAACUGUUGUCCUUACUCUACUCCAGCUACUCAGCUACUGAUGGUGGGUAUUAAAAGAUGUGUCAUGCAAUAUUAGUGACUGCUUCCACAUUAUCGUUUAUUAGUUUAACACAUAACUCCCAUUACUCUUAAACAAUAGAUGCUGCAAAGAGUGCUGGAAAGAAGAAGAAGGGAGGCUCCUUCCAGACUGUGUCUGCUUUGUUCAGAGUAUGUACAUUUUAUAUCGUUUACUUUACACAAAUCUGGACAUUUAUCAGUAUUCUUUUUUUUAUAAGAAGUGUAGCUUUAUUUCUACCCCACUUUAAGCAUCAGACGUCACAUUGAAUUACAUAUUUUCCAUAUCUGUUUCAGGAAAAUUUGAACAAGCUGAUGAGCACCUUGAGAAGCACUCACCCUCACUUUGUGCGUUGUUUGAUUCCUAAUGAGUCCAAAACUCCAGGUAAAUUUCCAUUAUGAAUACACUUAUAUGAUAAGAGAACAGUGUAUUUCACUGUUGGGAUAUUGUCCACCUUAAACCAUGACCAAUUUUUAACUCAAUCAGGUAUCAUGGAAAACCAUCUGAUUAUCCACCAGUUGAGAUGUAACGGUGUGUUGGAGGGAAUCAGAAUUUGCAGGAAAGGAUUUCCCAGCAGAAUCAUCUAUGCUGACUUCAAACAACGGUAUAUUUUAUGUAUUACUUUAAAUAAAUUGAUAGAUUAAAUGAAUAAGUAUUUGUUUUACACGUAUGUGCAAAAAAACAAACAUUGUUUUUAUAAAAUGAUACAUUUGCCCUGAAUUUAAACCUAAAUUUGUUUUUUUAACUUUUAUGAAGUUACAAAGUGUUGAAUGCCAGCGUUAUUCCAGACGGGCAGUUUGUUGACAGCAAGAAGGCUUCUGAGAAACUUCUGGGCUCCAUUGAUGUUGAUCACACUCAGUACAAAUUUGGCCACACCAAGGUAUGAAGAGACUGAAACAUUUAAGACUAACAUAUACAGUUGCAAGAAAAAGUAUGUGAACCCUUUGGAAUGAUAUGGAUUUUGCACAAAUUGGUCAUAAAAUGUGAUCUGAUCAUCAUCUAAGUCACAUCAAUAGACAAUCACAGUCUGCUUAAACUAAUAACACACAAAGAAUGAAAUGUUGCCAUGUUUUUAUUGAACACACCAUGUAAACAUUCAAAGUGCAGGUGGAAAAAGUAUGUGAACCCUUGGAUUUAAUAACUAGUUGAACCUCCUUUGGCAGCAAUAACUUCAACCAAACGUUUCCUGUAGUUGCCAAACGUUUCCUGUAGACGGCCACUCCUAGGGAGAGUGCUGAACCUUCUCCAUUUAUAGACAAUUUGUCUUACCGUGGACUGAUGAACAGCAAGGCUUUUAGAGAUACUUUUAUAACCCUUUCCAGCUUUAUGCAAGUCAACAAUUCUUAAUUGUAGGUCUUCUGAGAGCUCUUUUGUGCGAGGCAUCAUUCACAUCAGGCAAUGCUUCUUGUGAAAAGCAAACCCAGAACUGGUGUGUGUUUUUUAUAGGGCAGGGCAGCUGUAGCCAACACCUCCAAUCUCAUCUCAUUGAUUGGACUCCAGUUGGCUGACAUCUCACUCCAAUUAGCUCUUGGAGAUGUCAUUAGUCUAGGGGUUCACAUACUUUUUCCACCUGCACUGUGAAUGUUUACAUGGUGUGUUCAAUAAAAACAUGGCAACAUUUCCUUCUUUGUGUGUUCUUAGUUUAAGCAGACUGUGAUUGUCUAUUGUUGUGACGUAGAUGAUGAUCCGAUCACAUUUUAUGACCAAUUUGUGCAGAAAUCCAUAUCAUUUCAAAGGGUUCACAUACUUUUUCUUGCAACUGUAUAUUGGUGUUUUAGAGAUUAUUAUAAUGGUUUUCUCUCCUUUGCAGGUGUUCUUCAAAGCUGGUCUUCUGGGUACCCUGGAAGAGAUGAGAGAUGAAAAGUUGGCACAACUUAUUACUCGCACUCAAGCUCUUUGCAGAGGUUUCUUGAUGAGAACAGAGUUCAAGAAGAUGAUUGAGAGAAGGUAACAUUUAUGUAAUAUUCUCAGAAAAAGUGUUAAUAAAGAACUUUGUGUUCGAAUAAAGACUUACCUUCUGUAAAUCUAUUACACAGGGAAGCAAUCUACAUCAUCCAGUACAAUGUCAGGUCAUUCAUGAAUGUCAAACACUGGCCUUGGAUGAAACUGUACUUCAAGAUCAAACCUCUCCUGCAGAGUGCUGAGACUGAGAAGGAGAUGGCAAACAUGAAGGAAGAGUUUGAGAAGACCAAGGAAGCUUUGGUAAAGUCAGAAGCCAAGAAGAAAGAACUGGAAGAGAAAAUGGUUUCCCUACUUCAGGAGAAGAAUGAUUUGCUUCUGCAAGUUCAGUCGGUAAGAAGAAACAAAUAUAAACAGAGUAUAUCUAAACAAUAAAGGCAAAUUCAAAUAUUUGAAAAAUGCAUUAUUUUUUUGAAUACAGGAAGGUGAGACUCUGGCCGAUGCAGAGGAAAGAUGUGAAAGCCUCAUCAAGAACAAAAUCCAACUGGAAUCUAAAAUCAAGGAGAUCACAGAGAGACUUGAAGAUGAAGAGGAAAGUAAUGCUGAACUUACUGCCAAGAAGAGGAAACUGGAGGAUGAAUGCUCUGAGCUGAAGAAAGAUAUUGAUGAUUUGGAGCUUACAUUGGCCAAAGUAGAAAAGGAAAAACAUGCUACAGAAAACAAGGUGCGAAGACUAAUGAGGAUAACCCUUUUGUUACUUAAUGCUUAAUAAGCUUGCAUUAUGUAUUUUGAAUCACAAUUUCUGAUUUACAAUUAGGUUAAAAACCUCACUGAGGAACUCGCAGUCCUUGAUGAGAAUGUGUCCAAAGUUAGCAAGGAGAAGAAAGCCCUUCAAGAGGCUCACCAACAAACACUUGAUGAUCUGCAAGCUGAAGAGGACAAAGUCAACAGUUUGACAAAAGCCAAGACUAAGCUAGAACAGCAAGUAGAUGAUGUACGUACAAGUGGAAAUGGAACAUUAUGUUCUAAAACAUUGUCUUUCUAUUGUCUUGUGACCAUUGUAAUAUAACAUGAUUUCUCUCUUCUUAUAGCUUGAAGGAUCUCUAGAACAAGAAAAGAAACUCCGUCUUGAUCUGGAGAGAGCCAAGAGGAAGCUUGAAGGUGACCUGAAGCUUUCCCAGGAAACAGUCAUGGAUCUUGAAAAUGACAAACAGCAAACCGAUGAAAAACUCAAGAAGUUCGUUUUUAUUGCUAAUGUUUGUGUUUCUUUGUUUUAAGAACUAUUUGUCUAGAGCUGUUUAAAAAAAAAAAUCAUUUUCUGUAAACACACAGGAAAGACUUUGAAAUUAGCCAGCUUCAAUCAAAGAUAGAAGAUGAGCAGUCCCUGGGAUCACAGUUGCAGAAGAAGAUCAAGGAACUUCAGGUAUGUUUGUGCAAGUCAGUUUCAUAAUGCAAUGAGCUACAUUGUAUUUUUCCUACAACAUUUACUUCUGGUGUUCUAGGCUCGUAUUGAAGAACUUGAGGAGGAAAUCGAAGCAGAACGUGCAGCUCGUGCCAAGGUUGAGAAACAGAGGGCUGAUCUCUCCAGAGAACUUGAAGAGAUCAGUGAGAGACUUGAAGAGGCCGGAGGUGCUACCUCUGCUCAAAUUGAGCUGAACAAAAAGCGUGAAGCUGAGUUCCAGAAACUGAGACGUGACUUGGAGGAAGCUACCCUUCAGAAUGAAGCUACUUCCUCUUCUCUGCGCAAGAAGCAUGCUGACAGUGUUGCUGAACUUGGGGAACAAAUUGAUAACCUACAACGUGUCAAGCAGAAGCUGGAGAAAGAGAAGAGUGAGCUGAAAAUGGAGAUUGAUGAUCUCGCCAGCAAUCUUGAAAAUGUCUCCAAAUCAAAGGUAAGUAAGUGGUUAGUUAGGAACACUUUUAUUUUUACUGAUCUAUAAUUGUGCCAGAUAUAAAAUGACUAAUUAUUCUUCUAGGCAAACCUUGAAAAAGUGAACCGUGUGCUUGAAGACCAACUAAGUGAAGUGAAGGCAAGGGAUGAUGAACAUCAACGUCUUCUCAAUGACCUAACUACCCAAAGGGCCCGCUUCCAAACUGAGAAUGGUAAGGAGAAUAAAAAAUGUAAGGAUAUUGAAAGAUUGUGAUUCAAACCAAACGAAACCCACAUGAGUUGAUUCAAGGGAAUUGCAAAUUAUAAACCAACAUAGCUUGCUUGGAAAAAAUCAUCAAUAUUCUGACAGCUUGGCUAUUUAACCACCUGUCCACAAUUCAGCUAUAGCUCUUUGCCUAGCCAGUGCAAUUUUAGCUGCAAAUGUAUUUUUGGCUUUUGUGAGUGGGUCCUGAGGUUUAGAGAAGAGUAAAGAAAAGAAAAGAAUUUAGACAGGACAUUAGAGAUAAGACAAGAUACAGCAGACCGGAAAGGCUGAAUGUAGGCGCCCCACUUGCCAGAAGCCUUUCCAACAUAGGUCAAUAGGUUUUCAAUGAAUUUUAAAGAGUCUGUGAAUGGUAAGGUACCCGCGUGGUAAAGUUCUAUAAGCCUGUUACUGGUAUGCCAUGCACAUAGUUAAGAAAGCAGUAUCUUCCAAAUAUCAAAACUUUUAAAACUUAAAAGAACUACGUUGCAAUUUCCCCAUGACAAAUAUGGGAUUUGAAGGUGAGAAGCUCAACCUAUUUCCAAGUAGGUAGCCAGGGCUCCCCAUUGUCAAGUCACAUUAAAUAGUAAUAUAGUUCAGAACAUUGCUACAUACAAUAUUGCUUAAUGAUGUUUGCAAAGCUUUGCAUUAAUUUUUGGUUCACUCUAGGUGAGCUCGCUCGCCAGCUUGAAGAGAGGGAAUCUCUGGUUUCACAGCUCUCAAGAGGAAAGCAAGGCUUCACACAACAAGUAGAGGAACUCAAGAGACAACUUGAGGAGGAAUCAAAGGUAAAACUAUUAGGACUUCUGAAUAUGAAUGUAUUACAAAUUCUUGAUUAUUUCUGGAGGAUAUCAGAUCAACAGUCUAUAUCACCUGCUAUGUAACAUUAAUUUUCAAACCUUCCCUUCUGUCAUUUCAUUGAAUACAUAUUUUUUCAGGCUAAGAAUGCCCUGGCUCACGCACUCCAAUCAUCCCGUCAUGACAACGACUUGCUCCGUGAGCAAUAUGAGGAGGAACAAGAGGCCAAGGCUGAACUUCAGCGCUCUUUGUCCAAAUCAAAUGGUGAAGUUGCUCAAUGGAGGACAAAAUAUGAAACUGAUGCCAUUCAGCGCACAGAGGAACUGGAAGAGGCCAAGUAUGAUCCCACUAAAUAAACCCAAUAUAAACAAUGUUAUCACGUUUUGAAUAAUGUCCUUACAUUCUACCAUCAAUGUCCUUACAGGAAGAAGCUUGCCCAGCGCUUGCAAGAUGCUGAGGAACAGGUAGAGGCUGUGAACUCUAAAUGUGCCUCCCUGGAAAAGACCAAGCAGAGACUACAGUCUGAGGUGGAAGACCUGAUGGUGGAUGUUGAGAGAGCCAACAGUGCAGCAGCUGCUCUAGACAAGAAGCAGAGGAACUUCGACAAGGUAGAUAUUGAAAACAAAUUCCUAAUUUUAAUAACAAAAAAAAUAAUCUACAAUAUCAGCAAAUAAUAAUUCUGUACUAAUUUAAUAGGUCCUGGUAGAAUGGAAGCAGAAAUACGAAGAGGGUCAGGCUGAGCUGGAGGCUGCUCAGAAAGAAUCCCGUGGCCUGAGCACCGAUAUCUUCAAGCUGAAGAAUGCUUAUGAAGAGGCCUUGGAACAAGUUGAGACCUUGAAACGUGAAAACAAGAACUUGCAACGUAGGUUUAUCUAUAUUACAUUGGUUGCAGGAUACAUUGCUAACUUUUUAAUAAUUCUUCAACUUAAUUUAAGCAUAUUUUCAAGUAUUAGCAUUAGUAUAACUAUACAGAUGGCAACUAAAAACACAUACACAAGAAGUGGAACUAUGGUAGGGAUAAUUUCUGCAAAUGACUGAACUAUGUUGAGAUUAUAUCAGACCUUUAUGUCUCCUAAAUCUCUUUCUAUUGUAACUCUCCUGCAACUGUAGUAUUUGUUUUACAACAAAUCCCAACCUCACAUAUAUUAAUGCUGCUGAAUUUCUGCUGAACUUACAAUAAACUUAAAUACCAGUCACUGGCAAAGUCUAAAUACAUAUUUACUUUUGUAGAGGAGAUCUCAGAUCUCACUGAACAAAUCGGUGAAACUGGUAAAUCCAUUAAUGAACUGGAGAAGGCUAAGAAGCAAGUUGAGCAGGAAAAGAGCGACCUACAGGCUGCCCUGGAGGAAGCAGAGGUAUGUGCCUGAAAUAAAUUAAUAAAAUAUCUGCAACCAAUAUCGCCGUGUAAAGGGAUACUUUUAAACAACCAAUGAUACAUAUAUAUUUCUAAUAGGGAUCUUUGGAACAUGAAGAAGCCAAGAUCCUACGUGUUCAGCUGGAACUGAACCAGAUAAAAUCUGAGGUGGACAGGAAAAUUUCAGAGAAGGAUGAAGAGAUUGAACAGCUAAAGAGGAACUCCCAGAGAGCUGUUGAUACCCUGCAGAGCACACUGGACUCUGAAAUCAGAAGCAGGAAUGAUGCUCUGAGACUGAAGAAGAAGAUGGAAGGAGACUUGAAUGAACUUGAAAUCCAGCUCAGCCAUGCCAACCGCCAGGCUGCAGAGGCACAGAAGCAGCUCCGCAAUGUGCAGGCCCAAUUUAAGGUAUUUCAGGAGUACCACACACAUUAAUAUUAAGAAUUUAUUAUUUUUACUCUAAUGUUAGAGCAGUUGAUUCUGAAAAUGUGGUAUCUAGCAUAUUGUCCAUAAUAGGUAACAGCUUGAACAUAUAUUUUGAUAUUUCUUUAACAGGAUACCCAGCUUCAUCUGGAUGAUGCAGUAAGAGGACAGGAAGAUCUGAAGGAACAGGUGGCCGUGAUUGAACGUAGAACCAACCUGCUGCAGGCUGAACUUGAAGAGAACAGAUCUGCUCUGGAACAGACAGAGAGAUCUCGUAAGGCUGCAGAACAAGAGCUCCUGGAUGCAAGUGAACGCGUCCAGCUUCUGCACUCACAGGUAAAAUAAAUACAAUGGAAACAAAUGAAAUGAGCAUUGACAGAAUGUGCAUAAUUAGAUGAAAUAUUAAAUACACUAUAAUCUUCUCCACUUCAGAACACCAGCCUCAUCGGCACCAAGAAGAAGCUUGAGUCUGACAUUGCUCAACUCCAGAGCGAAGCUGAGGAAGCUGUCCAAGAAUCAAGAAAUGCUGAGGAGAAAGCCAAAAAGGCCAUCACCGAUGUAUGUUUGUCCCGAAUUUUCAUGUUAUAAGCAGAUUGGUUUUUUUUAGUUAAUUUUUUUUUGGGGGGGGGAGGUGGGGGUUUGCUGUUAUUCACUGUCUUCUUGAUUUUCUUCCAAAGGCUGCUCUUAUGGCAGAGGAACUGAAGAAGGAGCAGGACACCAGCUCUCACUUGGAGAGAAUGAAGAAGAACCUUGAGCAAUCCGUGAAGGAUCUGCAGCAUCGUCUGGAUGAAGCUGAGCAGCUAGCACUGAAGGGUGGCAAGAAGCAACUUCAGAAGCUUGAGUCCAGAGUACGUAGAAAUCACUGGGUUGUGGUGAAUGAGGUUGCAUUUAGAAAUUGCAAAAUAAUAAUCUGUACUCUGCUGAUGUGAUCUCCAGGUUCGAGAACUAGAGAACGAACUGGAUAAUGAACAGAAGCGUGGAGUUGAGGCAAUUAAAGGUGUGCGCAAAUACGAGAGGAGAGUGAAGGAGCUAUCUUACCAGGUAAAGAAUUAUUCUUCUGUGUAUUAAAAUGACACAGGUCAUAAAGAAGAAAUACAUAAGUGUAGAUUAUAUAUAUUACUUUAAAAAAAAAAAUAAUUACAAAAAAUAAUGCCAUGAUCUCUAGUAGACUCCGUAAAACAGUUUUUCUUCUUUUAGACUGAAGAAGACAGGAAAAAUGUCCUGAGAUUGCAGGAUCUUGUGGACAAACUACAGCUGAAAGUAAAGGCCUACAAGAGACAAGCUGAGGAAUCUGUAAGUACAAACCCAAUGAGGUCUUGUUUGUAGCCAGCCAAAGUCCAGUUAGAAUACCCUGUUUUUUUGUUUUUAAAUACUUUGUUAAUUUUCCCUCAUCCAUUCCCAUGUCUCAGGAGGAACAAGCCAACGCUCACUUGGGUCGGUUCAGGAAGGUCCAGCAUGAGCUGGAGGAAGCCGAGGAGAGAGCAGACAUUGCUGAGUCUCAAGUGAACAAGCUCAGAGCUAAGAGCCGUGAUGUUGGCAAGGUAUAACAAAAUUCUAAAAUUUUUCUAUCAUGUUCAGUCUACGUUUAGUUAUUGUUUUUCACUUUAAAUGCCCUUUAUGGAUGAAAUAGUAUUCUCUAGCAAGCUUUUUAAUGAAGGGGGACACAGUGGACACAUUAAAAUCUGUGUAAAGAGCUUGAAUUAUAGCUGCAGAUUAUUUCAUUUAAUGUAUAUAUCUCAUUCGUCUUACAGAAAGAAGGGCAGGAGUGA